AUUUGCCGAGCGCUGGCUUGCGGAGCGCCUAAGCCCUCCUGACGCGGCCGGCCCCCUCCCUCCCCCUCCUUCCUUCCUUCCCCGCCCCCGGAGGCGCAUUAACCCUUCGGCGCCCGUGCAGCGCGCCUUCCUCCCGUUUUCUCCCGCUAAGCGGGGAGGGGCGAGAGGAGGAAACGGCCGAGGGAGGCGACGCCAAGCAGCCGUCGGUUAAAUGCCCUUGCACGGGCGGGCGGCGGCGGAGGCGUCUCCGUUUGCGAAGCGAGGCUGCUGGAGGCCGGGCAGCGGCGCGAUGGUGGCCCCCGGCCCGUCGGGCUCCUCCGCGGCCAGCAAGACCCGCCUGUUGCCGCCGGGGCUCCGGUGAGACUCAGGAUGCUGGGUCCCCGGGAGAGAGCGGCGCCCCGCCAGGCGCCCCCAGCCGAAAGCGCCCGGGACCCCGAGCGACACCAGCGCUGGGCCACCCUCUUCGAGCAGCUGGACACCAACAAGGACGGGCGCGUGGACGUCCACGAGCUCCGCCAGGGCCUGGCCCGGAUGGGCAUGAACGCCGGCUCCCACGCCGAGCAGGUGGGUGGCCAGCGCGGGGAAGGCGCCCGCGGCGCCCCGGGGAAAUGGAGGAGGGGGGCGCAGGGCGGGAGACCCUCGGGGCGCAGGGGGGGGAGACCCUCGGGGCGCAGGGCACCUCUCUGUGGAUCGCAGGCGUCUGGGUGGCACGCGGUGCCCGCCCCCUGCUCUCCAAAGACCCCCUGCAAAGUGGGUGGCCCCCGGACGGGGCUCCCGCUGGACCCUGGAAGCGCACGGAUCGAGGAGGGGGAUGUUCGCCGGUGCCGCUGAAGCCGGAUGCAAGCGGCGACUUCCCAAAGGCGAUGGAGCCCCUUUCUCUUCUGCAUCUUCCCUUUCUCCCGGGGGGGGGGUCUCCUCUUCUCCGCUCUCCCGACGCCAGAAGGGAGCCGUCUGCUGGAGGGGACGGGGGAUUGCUUUGGGCGCGCUGCACGCCCGGCGGCUGGGGAAGGGGCCUUCUGCGUCUUGCACAACCGGCGAACGGGACGGAUUCCGCCCCCUUUACGCGCACGACUCCGGCAUUGCACUGAAGCUUUCCUUAUGAGUCAGCCCUGCUCCUAUUCCGGCACUAUAAAAGCCCUCUGCCCCCGCCUCCCCCCCACGCCCGGUUGUCAGAACGGUGACAAAAUAAUUUCUCCCGCUUUGCAGUGGCAAAACAGCGUAGAAGUGGGCGCAUGCCUUCCAGCCAGGUCUAGGAAGGAGGGCAGGGCGCCUGUGUUUUUUCCAGGGAUCUGUUAGGAGGUGGGGGAUUUCACCUGCAGCAGCUUCUCACCCUGACAGGUGCCACACACACGUCCCCAAAUUGUACAAAGCAUUAAAGGUACAAAAAGCCUUCUCUUUGCACCCUGACAAGUGCAAAGGGACGUGCGCCCACACACAUAUAUCCAGGCAGGAUUUAAUUUGGGUCAUGGAAACCACACUGAAUGCCAGAGAUCAACAAGCGGAAUAUGCUAAUAAAAAUUCCUUUGAACAUGUGCAGAAUGUAUAUGCAGGGUAACCGCAGUGUGCGCUGCACUCAGGAGGAUUAGGAACUGGGCUUUCCAGGACAGCUGAUACAGCUUUUGGACAUGCUUCUAAGUAAUUGCCUGUUUUGUGCAGUGGGAGAACUGUGUUAAGUCCGUUGCAGCAAAAGCAGCAGAAAGUCUGUGGCACUUUUAAAGAUGAACAGUACUGCUAUGGUAGGGGUGGGCUUUGGUAAUCUUUGGUAGUAUGGCGCCCUGAGCAAGGCCAAAAUUUGGGGUCCCCAAAUGGGUCUUCUCAAUUUUGCACCCCCUCAGCUUGGCGUCCUGUGCGGGAGAACUGCCCGCACCACCCUAAAUCCGGCUCUGGUUGUGGCACAAGCUUUUGUGGAUUUUUAUUUUUUAUACACUUAUGUACAAAGUGUUGUCAGGGACGUGGGUGGCGCUGUGGGUUAAACCACAGAGCCUAGGACUUGCUGAUCAGAAGAUCGGCGGUUCGAAUCCCCGCAACAGGGUGAGCUCCCGUUGUUCGGUCCCUGCUCCUGCCAACCUAGCAGUUUGAAAGCACCUCAAAGUGCAAGUAGAUAAAUAGGUACCGCUCUGGCGGGAAGGUAAACUGCGUUUCCGUGCGCUGCUCUGGUUCGCCAGAAGCGGCUUAGUCAUGCUGGCCACAUGACCCAGAAGCUCCCUCGGCCAAUAAAGGAAGAUGAGCACCGCAACCCCAGAGUCGGUCACGACUGGACCUAAUGGCCAGGGGUCCCUUUACCUUUACCUUUACCUUUACAAAGUGUUGUCAGGUUUGUGAAUAUGUAUAUGGUUGUAGGGAGAAAAAUAAUAAACGGUGGAGUCAAAUGGCAAUUAAAUGCUGCUGCAGAGGGGGCUAACCUUUGACGUCGCUGGACUCCCAGCGGCUCCAGCCAAGCAGAGGUGAAACUAGGCUUUAUUUCACCAUGGUCAAAGACCCAGUUUGGCACAUGCGCACACACACACACACACAGGCUGGGAGCCUCAAUGGCACCCCUCUGCAGGCUUCACUGGGAGCAAAAUACCUGGCUAGCCCCGCUCCCCAUAGCUGCAGCUCUGCAGCCAAGCAUGACCAAAGGUCAGGGAUGAUGGGAAUUCAACAACUGGAGGAUCACAGGCUAACCACCUUUGGGCUAGUGUAUAGCAAACAGUGCCAUGAAUCCAUAUGCCUACCCAAACCCACUUCCUGAUGAGCUAUUCUUUCCAUUGACCAACAAGCAAGGUUGAAUCCAGGUUAAUGGUUAAUGGUAGUCCUGGGGCAAUAUAUAAUUAUAAUUCUGGGAGCAUUGGGAGAAAACAAUGACUAUCUCAAUCAUUUGCCCUACUGCCAUUAAGAUAUGCAUAUUACUGUAUUUAUUCCUGUGAAAGGAAAGUAUUUUUGUUGUUUGCUGCCUGUCUUCUGUACUUUUCCAGAUGUUAUUUUGCAGCAGCUAGCUAAUGCAUCGUUGGCAAUCUCUGUACCUUCAUCCAGAGAGCACAGGGUGACCAUUGUGUGGUUAUUCUUUAAGUGUCUGCCUGUGGAUAUAUUGCUUUAUUUAGCUCUGCUGCUUGGAAUAGUCUGGUGAAAAGGAGCAGAGGUUUAAAGUAGGGAUGCCAAGCCUGUGGUCCCCCUGAACUUGCUGGACUCCAAGUCCCAUAAUCCCUGACCACUGACUCUGCUGGCAGAGGCUGAUGGGAGUUGAGAGUCCAGCAACAUCUGGAGGGCCACAGGUUCCCCACCCCUGGUGUAAAGAGCCGUAAUGAAGAGAUAUCUUCAUUCAUGCCUUGGGAAGAGAUAUCUGGGGUACUUCGCAGGAGAACGGUGCUGAGCCUGUUGCUGCUCAGUAUUUUCUUUGCUGACCAGUAAGCGCAUCCACUGACUUCACUUGCUGAGUUGUCAGAUAAUGAAAAGAAUGUUUGAGGGUAUUCACCUCACCUGAAGGGCUCUGUUAAAAAAGGACUGAGUUCACAUGGAGUUCAAUGGACGCAUGUGGCUUGGAAGUUAACCUACCGUGGCUUGUUCACUCAAUGAAUUCUCAAUGUGUGCAUGAGCUGGCUCUGAUGUGAAGGCACAGAAAAUGGUGUGUGUGUGUGUGUUUCAUAGAGAAGUGCUAUGGGGAAACUUGAUAGAAUUAACAAAUACUUGGAUGAUAAAAAAUGGUCCCAUUGACCAAGGAUGGGGAACAUCUAUUGCUUUUUUCAUCUCUGAUGGAAGGAAGACACUGGUGAAAAGGAACAGCAGUGGUGGACUUUGGGCUCUCAAAUUCCAGUGGUGUGAGGAACCUGAAACCCUCCAGAUGUUGGACUGCCACCGCCCUCUGCCAGCAAAGUCAGUGGUCAGGGAUUAUGGGAGUUGGAGUCCAGCAAGUUCAAGGAUUACAAUUCCCAUUCUCCUUGACCAUUGACUAUGAUGGCUGAGGCUGAUGGGAGCUAGAGGCAAGCAACAGCUGGAGGGGCAGAGAUUCUCCAUUCUUGAUGUAAGGGAUAAGCAUUUGUUGUUGUUUCAACGAUUAUCUUCUCAAACGAGAGCUAGGUAGCUGGCAACACAGUGGAAUUCCACAACCAACUGGCUUGCAGCCAAACUUCUCUUUGGUAGCUCAUAUUCUUUAUUUUGAAUUCGGUAUUUUAAAACAAAAGCUGGAGUAUGAUGCCAAGGAAACUAGCAGCCUAAAAAGAAAUUCAAGAAGAUGGUAUAACCCAGUGCAUUGAUCUCACCAGCAUCUAGGUCUCAGCAAAUCACGCUAUUUGAAGUAAAAAUACACAACUCAUAAAAUGUUGAGGUGACAUCUCAAGGUCAAAAUCUAACAUUAGAAAUGUAGGCAAAUUUCCCAAAAAUUAUUUUCAUCCUUUGAACAGGCAGCUUGGUGAAUUCUGGGCUUAAGGAGGAAGAGGCAGCUGGAAGUACAGAUAUCGCUUUCUAAUUCUGCCACCUUAACUGACAGUGCAAAGUGGAUGUAUUCAGAAAUAUGUGCAUUUAGGAAUGUAGCCUGACAGUGCAAUACUAUACCCACCUACCCAGAAGCAAGUCCCAUUGAGUUCAAUGGAGAUUACUCUCCAGUACGUGAAUAGAAGAUUGCAACCCAAGAGAUUCUUCCAGUUUUCUGCAUCUCAGUUUCUCAAUUUUAAAUGAGGAAAGAAAGAAAGAAAGAAAGAAAGAAAGAAAGAAAGAAAGAAAGAAAGAAAGAAAGAAGAGAGAGACCCAAUGGGAUAGGAGAGCUAUACUCAAGCUUUAUUAAAGUUAUGCCAUUUUCAGCACUAGCCAAUAACCCAUUUCUCUGACAAUGUUGUGAAAUGUGAGCUAUUACAAAGAGGAAGGAAUGUUAAUAGUGUUUAUCCUCAGCAUGCAUUCAAAUGGCUACAGAAAUGGAGUGCAAGACAGGUCAAAAACUCCACGCAGCUGCACUCCAUAAUAUGUGCCCCAGGAUCCUUUGUGCAAUGAUGUUUGUCUUGGGGAGGUGUCAUGGUGUGUGCAGUCUGGAAUGCACUUUUCGGUUUGCAUCCCUCUUCCUUAAUGCUCCUGAAUGCAUUGUUGAAGCCGUUGGAAUCAAAUGCUGGGGUAUUGUGCAAACCAGGUGUGCUCAUUAGCAGAUUUCCUUCACAUAUUUUCCACCAGCUGCCUCAAGAUCUUGUCAUGCCCUGGGAUGCCGUGAUCAUAGAACUGGAAAGGUCCUUGUAAGCCAUGUGGUUCAACCACUGCUUAAUGUGUGUGUGUGGGGGGGGGACAAUCUGUCUCUUUCACUCUGGCUGGAAAAGAAGUUCCCUUCUGAAAGUGCUUCACAGAAAUGCACACAAAGACUAGGCAUGCUCAUAUAUGGAGGAAUGUACUGAGGUUGUUGGCCUACUUACUGUUUUAGAAUUGUUGCACAGCCCCGUCUAAGAAUAACUUUUGCCAGUGUAAUGUUGGUGGAGCUUGUCAGUUCUACUCCCACCUCUGCUUACUUUCAGUGUGUGAACAUACCCUUCCCUAGAUCAGGUGUGAGGAACCUUUGGCCUUCCAGAUGUCACUGAACUACAAUUCCCAUCAGCCCCAGCAAGCAUGGCCAAUGGCCAGGGAUGGUGAGAGAUCAGCAACACCUGGAGAUGCCAAAGACUUUCCACAUCUGCCUUAGACUCUGAAUUACCGUAUUUUUUGCUCUAUAAGACACACUUUUUCCCUCCUAAAAAGUAAGGGGAAAUGUGUGUGCGUCUUAUGGAGCGAGUGCAGGCUGCGCGGCUGUCCCACAAGCCAGAACAGCGAGAGGGAUCGCUGCACAGUGCUCCCUCUUGCUGUUCUAGCUUCUGGCUUAGCCCCUCAGUCCCUUCCCCCACCUCCCAGAGAAGCCGCCAAGAGCUGCGCUCCCUUUAAAGAGCCCCAUGGAGCAUGUGUGAGGCUCUUGGAGGCUUUUCCCCAAGGAGGCUCUGCUCAGUGCUCCCUUAAAAAAUUUUUUUUUCUUGCAUUCCCCCUCUAAAAACUAGGUGCGUCUUAUGGUCAGGUGCGUCUUAUGGAGCGAAAAAUACAGUAUGUGGAUAUGCUAUCUCACAAAUCUUACAAAUGAAUUAUGUACAGGCAGCGGCAGAGCAAGCCGAUCAGGCACCUGGGACAGUGCACAUGCCCUGCGCCCAGGGGCAGGGUCAGCCACCAUGGGGCUGGGCAAGCCGGGGCAGGACGUUCUGCAGGGCCUUCAUGAGCUCUGCCUACCUCCUCCCACUCAGCCACCCUACAGCUGGGGGGGAGGCAGUGGGCAGACCAUUGGGGGCAGCGUGGAGCCCGCGGGCGCGCAAGCCACCACAUCACUCCCAGGAGAGACGCAUGGCUCAGGUGCGCUGCAGACCCCACAGUGAGUGCCGCCUGGCAUUUUGUCACCCCCCUCAGUGGUGACACCCGGGGUGGCCCGCCCCCACCGUAGCCCCCCUUUCCUCCGCCCCUGUGCACAGGAAGUCUGCAGACAGGAAACUGCAGAGUCACAGUUGGGUUCACACCCAUUGGUGCUUUAAAGCCUACUUGAGUACAGUGGUACCUCGGGUUACAUAUGCUUCAGGUUACAGACACUGCUAACCCAGAAAUAGUGUUUCAUGUUAAGAACUUUGCUUCAGGAUGAGAACAGAAAUUGUGCUCCCGCGGCGCAGCAGCAGGAGGAGGCCCCAUUAGCUAAAGUGGUGCUUCAGGUUAAGAACAGUUUCAGGUUAAGUACGGACCUCCGGAACGAAUUAAGUACUUAACCCGAGGUACCACUGUAUUGGGACUCAGCAUCAUUUGAUGGUGAAACCUUCUGCAUACACAGUUGGGAAGAAAUGUUAUCCAUGCAAACAGUAUGAAACUUGCCUUUCCUCCUCAAGCUUCUAGCUCCCAAUUCCUCAUAAAGUCUGAACCAGAAACCAUGCCACAGCAGGGUUUGAACUGAGCCAAACUUCAGGAAGACUGAGCUUUGAGAACCUGUGUCAGAUACCAGGGUUCCCCUGAAAUAUGGAAAGCAGUUAUGAAAUGAUGGAGACUGAAACCCUGUAUGUGUCUUUACUUGAAAGUAAGGCACACCAUCCUCAGUAGGAUUUAUUUAUGAGAAAGCAAUUGUGGAUGGGCCUCAAUUUAGGCAGGAUGAGGUUAAAGGGCAGAAAAUCUAUUUUUGUUUGUUAUUGUUGUAUUUUUACUACCAGUGAAGAUGUGUUUGUGGGAUUAGCUGCCUUUAAUGCCAAAAAUAACUUUGCUAGUCUUGAGCACUGUGCACCCUGAUGGGCACGGCAGGUAUUGUAUUUGCUCUUCUGCGUCAGGCAACAAAAUACUGUAUUUUUCCGUCUAUAAGACACCUCCAUGUAUAAGACGCCCCCUAUUUUGGGGGACUCAGAUUUAAGAAAAUGGGAGGAGAUGGCCCCGUGUAUAAGACGCCACCUAAAUUUUGUCAUGAUUUUUAAGGAAAAAAACCUAGUCUUAUACACAGAAAAAUACGGUAUCUUCAGCCAUCCCUGGUAAAUAUGCACAAACUUUGCUGCAUGUCAUUCCCCACCACCACCACAGUAAAGAUUCUGGGUCCACAGAUGUGAGGAAUCAUGUGACACAACUUCAUUCUUAGGAAUUGUGCAACAGCCUCUGAGCCUCUUUCUUAAUACAAAAGGGUAUCUCUAAAUUAUCAGCUCUACCUAUAGAUUCCUCCCAUGCCUCUGGGACUGAAAGAAAGGCCAGUUAGAGAACAUGGCUUGCUGGGUCUGAACCGCAGCUUUCUGAACCCUUUAUCCGCUCUUUCUAUGUGAAAAAGACCUUCCACACCAGGCAUAGGCAAACUUGGCCCUCCAGGUGUUUUGGGACCACAAUUCCCAUCAUCCCUAGCUAACAGGACCAGUGGUCAGGGAUGAUGGGAAUUGUAGUCUCAAAACAUCUGGCGGGCCACGUUUGCCUAUGCCUGUUCCACACAAACCAAAGCUGAUUUCUCAGCAGGUGGGGAAAGUUUGUGAUCUCCGAAAGGUUUGUUGCAAAGGAUCUUCUUAUACCUGCUAGGGAAAAAACCCCACCCUUUGGAGUGUGUAUCUGUGUGUGAUGAAGGUGUCCCUACACAUACGUAACCAGAAAUGUGAAAGUGCCCAAGGCAGGAAGCCAAAUGGGCCGGACUUGGGGAUUGAAACAGCCAAAUAAACACAGGCAGUUAUAAAUAGAGGGUUGCUCAUGGCUCCCUCCCAGUUAUUUUUAACCUGUCUGUGGUGGCCUUUUUGCUGUCACGGAGGUCCCUGGUGACAGAUGAGGAAAUGACCUGGGAGCUCUGGAAUACCAGCUCCUUCUUAAAGGGAAAAGGGAAGCUCUCCUUCCUUGGAGGUUGGAUGGCCAUCUGCCAUGGAUGCUUUAGCUCAGAUUCCUGGUUUGCAGCGGGCUGGACUAGAUGAGCCUUGAGGUCCCUUCCAACUCUACAAUUCUAUGAUUCUAAGUGGUGGCUCAUGGCCUGGUAUGACCACUAAAUGGCAAAGUGGACUCAGAGGCAUCUCUAGCCUUCCCAGUCUACAUGUCCACACACCACAUUUCACCUGCCUGCAUGUUAUCCCACCCCCACCCCUGCACUGUGCAUACAUAAGGAACUGAUCCAGUUUCACCAUCAUAAACAGGAUAUGGUAGCUACAUGGGGACUGAGGAGAGAUCCAGGAGAGAUCCAAUUGCAGUCUCCAGAUUCGUUUUUGUCCAUAGCUGAAGGAUAGAGAAACCAGAACACACACACACACACACACACACACACACACACACACACACACAGCAGCAGCAGCAGCUUUGCUGCUUUUCCUAAGUUGAAAGCAGUGAGCGCCUUGUUUAGAGGGACAUCAAAGAGGAAGCUGCAAAGAAAAGUCUGGUCUCAAUCCAGAUUGUGUUGGCUGUAGUGGCACAAAGAUCAAGUUUGUUCAGCUGAUAGAUCCUUUGGCUGCUGCUGACUCUGAACUUUUAUUAUCCCAAGCCAUCCUCCUUUCCCACACUCCCAUUAUUUGUCUCCCAAGACCAGCAAAGAUAGUAAUAGUAAUAAUAAUAAUAAUAAUAAUAAUAAUAAUAAUAAUUUAUUAUUUAUACCCCGCUCAUCUGGCUGGGUUUCCCCAGCCACUCUGAGUGGCUUCCAACAGAAUAUUAAAAUACAAGAACCUAUUAAACAUUAAAAGCUUCCCUAAACAGGGCUGCCUUCAGAUGUCUCCUAAAAGUCUGGUAGUUGUUUUUCUCUUUGACAUCUGGUGGGAGGGCGUUCCACAGGGCGGGUGCCACUACCGAGAAGGCCCUCUGGCUGGUUCUGAAAAAACCAACCCCACCAAAUGCUGUCAAUCUAUUGGAACCGUUCUUAUCCCUUAGUUGUGGGAAUUAUCUGUAGUCCAUGCUGGCUGGCACAGCUUGCAUGAGGUAGAGUGCUGCAGUCCUUGCUCUCCAAUGCCAUUUCUUUGCAGGGAGAGUAAAUAGGAUACAGUCUUCUGUGUCCUAUUGUGUCCUAUCUUCUUGUAGGAGAUCCACUAGCUGCCGGAGUGAACCUCCAUAAAAAGCUUCAAUCAGCAAAACGCUCAUUCUCCUAUACGUUUCCAAAGUUGCCCAGGAUUUUUAUAAUGACUUCUAUGAAAACAUUUUUCUUUGGCACCCAAUGUUCUCCUCCUUGUUGGUCCCCUCCUGGAGGCCGGUGGUGGCAGCAACUGAAUCCAGCAGUUCCAAGUCCACUCACAGAUAGUUCAAAAACUAAGGCCCAACAGGAGUCCAGGGUCAAAACACCAGGACAACACAAGAGGCCAGGCUGUAAAGGAACUCUGCUCAGGGAGCUGCUGUAAGGAACUAAGGGCUUUUACCCUUGAGGCAGUGAUGGCCAAACUUGGCCCUCCAGCUGCUUUGGGACUACAGUUCCCAUCAUCCCUGACCACUGGUCCUGUUAGCUAGGAAUGAUGGGAGUUGUAGUCCCAAAACAGCUGGAGGGCCAGGUUUGGCCAUCACUGCCUUAAGCUUUCAAAGACCCACCCUGGAGCAUAGCUGCAAGCCAUCCAGACUGACUGAGGAGUUGGUCUACUCAUGAACAAAUCUUAUUCCAGAGUCCUUGUUCCUCUGGUGGGUGCUCUGGCAUCUGUAUCUUUUAUCUCUUGGACUUGGAGGCUUCUCAGCCGCAACCUCUAAUUCUGCGCAGGAACUCUUUUGUGUCGUGAUCUCUGAAGGUCCCAAGUCCCUCUGCUCUGUCUCAUUGUCCAUUGGCAUGGCCUGCUGCUCCUUAGCAUUUUCCUUGGGGGCCCUCCAGCUCCUCUUGCAAUUGGGGGGGCGCGGGUCCUCCAGCAGGGCCAUGACACACACAGAAGAUGGGUCAGUCAGGGAUUAAGCUCUUUAGGGGUUUGGUGAAGGGAACGAUCCCCCACUUGCUUCUUGAAAGCACCCUCUGUGGCUGACUUCCCCGAGACCUGGCUUCCAACAGCAACUGAAUCUAGAAAAGUGUGGUUUUCCCCCAUUCCCUGCCCCUCAUACUUCCUCCCAGCAGAACUCCUUUUGGGCUAAUACCACACUUGCUACAGUUUUUUUUUUCUGUAGCAGCACAUUCUCAGCUGUGAGUGUGUGUGCUUGGGGGAUUGGGGUCGGUGCACCCAGGGAUUUUUUUACGCCUUUGGCACCAAGACACAGAAUGCAGUAACCAUUUCCUGUAAACUGGCUCUGCUUAAAAUGACAAGCAAAGUACAAGCAGUCACACAGUUGCAAAAUAGAGGGAAGAAUACAUAGAAACUAAGCCUUACUGGUUUCAAUAGGGUUGUUUUCAAUGUAGCACUAAAUAAGUACAGUCAUACCUCGGGUUACGAACGCUGCUGGUUGCAUGUUUUCGGAUUGCGGACCACACCGAACCCGGAAGUACCGGAACGGGUUACUUCCGGGUUUCGGCACUUGCGCAUUCGCAGAAGCACAAAAUGACAUCACAAGUGUGCGCAGAAGCGCCGAAUCGCGUCAUGCGCGUGCACAAACGUGGCACUUCAGGCUGUGAAUGCUGCAGGUUGCGAACGUGCCUCCCGCAUGGAUCACGUUCACAACCAGAGGUAUGGCUGUACAGUGGAACCUUGGUUCCCGAACAGCUUAGAUGCCGAACAAAUCGGCUCCCAGACGCUGCAAACCUGGAAGUAAUUGUUCCAGUUUACAAACAUUUUUCGGAAGCCGAACGUCCAGCGUAGCUUCCAAUUUGCUGUAGGAGCUUCCUUUGGGAAAUGGUGGGCAGCUCAGGGCCCUUCUUCACACCCAGGACUCGGCACGGCGAGGAAAGUUUAAUACCUUCAGGAUUGGGGAUUGAGGGAGAAGCAGCAUCAACCCACUGUUCAUCCUGUCUCUGCAUAACCUUCAUCAGGCAGUAGCAUCCAUGGUGACUCACUAUCUACCCUGCAGGGGAAUGAAAUGAGUGGAGAGGGUGCCAUUCUUUGACAGCCACCAGUGUUAGCUGCUAUGCUGAAGCUGGGUUCAUCACAGGGGCACCAGUUGUGCUGUUGUCCUGAUGCUAAUACCUUUAUAUUUCAUCUUGUUUCGCCCGAGGCUAUGAAAUCCUUCCUUCAUCCAUGAUGUGUUAAGCAGGGCUUGAGUGAACGGAUGUGGAAUUGUGUGCUACCCGAUCAGUUUUGUAGAAAGGAGAGCAUGUGGUUAAAAACAACAACAACCUGGAAUGGAAGGAUGGGUGGAACUAGGGUACCCAGCGUGAAAAGCUCUGCUCUUGAGCCCUUAAAUGCUUCUACAAAUUUGUUCAAAGCACGUGGUGCUGAGCUAUUUUCAUACUGCUGUGUUUACAUUCCUUCGCCCUGCCUGGCUCCCAGUUCUGCCCUGGCUGGUCAUAGGAACGUACUGAAACACCCACUCCGCUAUGAACGGCAGAAUCCUGGCUUCUAUUCUCAAUUCACAGAAUGGAGCACAGUAAGGGACAUGACUUGGGCUUGUAGAAAUACCUGUCCUUGUGCUCUGGGGGCAGAUGUGUCCCUCCCCCCCCCCCCGCAAACUUCAUUCCUUGGCUCCCCCUAUGGAAAACUGGUCACCUGAGCAAAAUGAGCGUUUCUUAUGCAAGUCCAGUUUUAUGAAGUUUACUAAUCGCAGGCCAGGAUGAUCUAGGCAGGUUUCUUCAUGUAUCAAAUUAUGUCUGUGCCAGGUCUCUGCAGAUUAUUAGGCCAUAUUUUUGUAACAAGAAAGCAUAAUGCGUAUACAGUGCCAGAUUCAGGAUUUGGGGGGGGGGGGCAGGGAGAGGCUUUAAUCUGAAAGAGAAGGAGAGUAUAGAGAAAUCUCACAUUGUUCUAAGCUGCCCUGGGUGCUUUGUGUGGAAUGAGAAGGGCAGUGCCCUUAGGGUGAUGGACCCACUGCUGGUCUUAGGUCCUCUGGCAAAUGUUAAGUUUGCUGCCAUCUGGAGCUUUGGUUAUUUGCAACUCAGUUGGUGUUGAAGGGGAGGAAGGAUGCCUGGAAGGACAAGGCAUGGGAUGUAAACGAGGAAAAGAGGUUGCUGUGUGAAGUACAGUGGUACCUCGGGUUACAGACGCUUCAGGUUACAUAUGCUUCAGGUUACAGACUCUGCUAACCCAGAAAUAGAACUUUGCUUCAGGAUAACAGAAAUCGCGUGGUGGCGGCAGCAGGAGGCCCCAUUAGCUAAAGUCGUACCUCAGGUUAAGAACAGUUUCAGGUUAAGAACAGACCUCCAGAACAAAUUAAGUUCUUAACCCGAGGUACCACUGUAGCAGCAGAGAACAAUAAGAGAAAGUCUGCAGAAGGAGUUGAAAGUUUGGGCAUUCAGAAUGUUAAGAACUGCCACAGGAAAAAUAGGAUCAAAGAAGGAGCUGGCAAGGCAGGCAAACAUCACCAGCUUCAAACAUCAAGGAAAAGGCACAGCUCUUAAUAAUGUGACAUUUGCUGUGAAGAUACAGUUUCAUGAGAUGGUAUCUGGAGAUAAAAAAGGUCCCUGGUGGUGCUCUGUUUCUAGAUUCUCAUUAACUGUUCUUAACUGUUCUGGUUUAGACUCCAGCAAGCCAGUGCUGAAGCUUUCCUGGAAGUCCUGAACGUAAAUAUAGUUUCUCUCCUGUGUUUAUUGCAUAAGAUGCAUUGCGCAAGAGAUGCCCGCCUAGUUCAAAGAGCAUUUUAUUGAACGUUACCCUGUUCCUGUUGUAUCAGAGGAGGUAAAAUUGUGUAUUAUGUUGGUCCACAACCUUCAAAACCUUUUGCAGCAUUUUCAAUUCAUACCUUUGCUCAGGACCAGAGAACCUGCAGCCCUCCAUAUAUUCUUGGACGCUUAACUCCCAUUAGCCCUCCGCCACCCAUGCAUUCUUUUGAAGCUUAGAACAGCCUUGUAAAAGAGGCACAUGGCGUGAUCCCACCCACCCCUGUGCCAUUGAAUCCACUGAUGUGUUGUCUGAAUAGGGCUUCAGUAAGAAUUCGGAACAUCUUCCCGCAUUAUGAGCUGCUUAAAUUAAAACAAGGGAAUUUUAUCAUGUUACCUGCCCUCUUCAGAACGAGAAUAAAAGAAGGACAGAGCCUGCUAAAGGGCCAAGCAGAGGACAGCAUGGCUGUGUGAGAGGGUGGGGGGAGAGAGAAAACAUGCAACAAGUUUGUUUGGCCUUGUCCAGUUAAAUGAUUUUCGGGCUCAUGUUUCUUCUAAUCUAACCCUCUUGGCUCAUAGACAAACAUAUAUCAAGUGAGAGCGAUCGGUGAAAAUAUGUGAGACAGAGUGUAAGGGGGAACAAAUUAAUCGCAGGGGUCAGCAAACUUUUUCAGCAGGGGCCGGUCCACUGUCCCUCAGACCUUGUGGGGGGCUGGACUAUAUUGGGGGGGGGGAGAACGAAUUCCUAUGCCCCACAAAUAACCCAGAGAUGCAUUUUAAAUAAAAGCACACAUUCUACUCAUGUAAAAACACGCUGAUUCCUGGACUGUCUGUGGGCUGGAUUUACUGGUAGAAGGCGAUUAAUUUGCCUACCCAUGGACUAAUGGGUGAUGUUGCCACCAAAUAUGCCCUCCCCUGCUUUCCAUAGAGACUUUCCAGCAAGGUCUCUGAUCCCAAAGGACUUCCUUCUCCCCCUCUUCCUGCCCACCAUAUUUAGGAAUGCCAAACCACUUCCAGCCCACUGGUGAUGGGGUGCUCUUCCACACAGAAGCAAUUCCUUCUACUUAGAAAACUGGCGUGCCAGGAGGACGCCUUCUCGGAUGCAUUUUCUGUUUAUAUUUUACAGACUCUCACUCGCACUCUUUUGAACUGACCUCACGAAAGCCAGUAUGGCAAAGUGCCAAAGGGAAAAGCCACAAGUCAGGAAGUACGGUUCAGAUCUCACCUCUGCUAUUUGUGGCAAUAAGCAGGUCAUUUUCCUUUUCAGCCUCGCCCUGCCCCACCCCCGAUCUGCAAUAUGGGGGAUGAUAAACCUACCUUGCCAGUUUGUUGCAGGGAUUAUAAUAAGAUACAAUAUGUGAAGCACUUGGACACGAGUGCUCUGUCAAAAGUUACAUGCCAUUGUACCAAAAUGCACAGAAUAUAUUUGUGGUAUUUUCAUGGCCACCCAAUCAACGUAGACGCACUAAUUCCUAAUGGUGUGUGCUCUGGCAUCUGCACCCAUUAUCUCAAGUACCUGUGCAAAUUAUUACAAUCAAAAUAAAUACAUGCACCCCUUAAAUAUAAGCCUCCCCACCUACGUCUCUCGUCAGCUAUAUAUUGUCUCGGCUCCAACAUCCACAGGUAAAGUUAAUCAUCUAUGGUGCAAGAAGUAGGCUGAGUUCUGUAAUCCAACGAACAGCCACCUAGUAGAAUAUCUCCCUCAUGCGGUUCCUUUGCAGAGGUUCUAAAACAGUGCUUCUCCCUUUCUUUGGACUGCAUUGUUAAGACUGCAACUCAGUGCUCGCCUUCUAAAACCCACUUUUACUUCCCCUGCCUGCAGGAUAUCCUACGAGAGGGUGAUACAGACCAUGACGGGGAGCUUAAUUUCGAGGAAUUUGCCCGCUACCUCCAGGAGCGCGAACGCAAACUGCUGCUGAUGUUUCACAGCCUGGACCGCAACCAUGAUGGUAUGAAAGCACCUCCAGCUGCUUCUGCUGCAGCCUGGAAUGAAAACUUAUUUGCUCACUUGUUCUUUUAUUUAUUUAUGGCAUGCGUACUCCCUUCUUGAGGCCAAAAGGUUCUCGGGGAGGCUUACGAAAACCAGUUUUGUAAAGAUGUUGAUACAAAUACCCUUUAGACUCCUUGUGACUUGGCUGCUUUCCCUGAAACACACUUUCACUUACUUUGUUACAUUUGCAUCCUGUGUGUUAGAAGAAAAAUACUGCUCAUGGGGUAUCUAAGAGCCCGUAUUCCUGCCAACCUAGCAGUUUGAAAGCACAUCAAAGUGCAAGUAGAUAAAUAGGUACCGCUCUGGCAGGAAGGUAAACGGCGUUUCCGUGCGCUGCUCUGGUUCGCCAGAAGCGGCUUAGUCAUGCUGGCCACAUGACUUGGAAGCUGUACGCCGGCUCCCUCGGCCAAUAAAGCGAGAUGAGCGCCGCAACCCCAGAGUCAGCCACGACUGGACCUAAUGGUCCGGGGUCCCUUUAAGAGCCCGUAUAGAGUCCUUAAGUAGGUUCUCUAUCAGUAGGAGAAAAUAACAGAGGCCAACCAGAGAAAAUUGAGAAGCAAAGCAGCUAGUAAGCCUGAUCUUUAUUAAAUUGUUGCAACAGGGUCCCUCACUCCCCCCAUGCAGGAAGGGAGGAGAGGAACCCUGAACAUUGGUGUGCAAGCUCCUAUAUAGACUUUUGAAAUUGCCUACCCUGUAGCUCAAGAUCACCCCAUAAAACAUCAUACAUGCAUCACAGAAAGAGGUGGUCCCCAGCAGAAAUUUGAGUGUGUUGCUUCUCUCCUGUCUGCCAGGAUACCUGAUAAUGCCAUAUUUGAUUGCCUUUUCUGGGUAGCCUGGCCAUUCCUUUGAGAUGGUAAAUACUUAGUUCCUGAAUCUCUUACGCAUAUUGAUAGUGUGCUCAGCUUAACAGAUACUUGUCAGACUGUAUUUACAGGGAGGUGUGAGCCCCUACAGUCCAAAGACAACUGGAAAGAUUUUCCCAUUUCCUUCCUCCUUGCAGAGAAAUAUUUGAGGCCAAUUUGGGAGAGUCAAAAUGGCUUCAGGAUUGUUCUCCUGUACUAUUUCAGACAAAUGGUUUAUAUACUUAGAUAUGUGUUUGCCUUGUACAUUUCUGAAUGACCUUAGAAUUCCUAUAACGUGUUUCCUCUGAGAAGCACAAGGUGGCAUGCAUAGAACUCCCCUUCCCCAGUUUCUCCUCACAAGAACUCUGUGAGGUAGGCUAUCCUCAGCGAUGGUAACUGGCCCAAGUUGACCCUUGUUUGCUUCACGGCUGAGUACAGAAUUGAGCACUCCUUCAGACUGUUGUUUUUUGCAGGUAUAAUCCACAGCAUGCCAUUGAUGCACUGGAUUAGCAGUAGAUUGACUCUGAACCAUUCACCUAUAAUUUCACUUUGUGGGAUGUUCUGCAAUGUCCCCCCAGCGUUACUGCUUUAUUGCUGUCCGGAGGGACACUCUUGAGCUAUGCGGCAAGAGAAGCGGAACGAAACACAUUUUUGGUAUAAAAAGCUACAGGCUUUCAGCAGGAAUAAUCUGUAAUUUCAAUAAUUUUUAUUAUUUAUACUCCGCCCAUUUGGCUGGGUUGCCCCGGCCACUCUGGGUGGCUAGGAUGUUAUGACAGGAAAUGAAGCGGUAUGGUCACCGUGAAACCUUUGCAGGUACAAAGAGUAUUGAAAGUGGAAUUGCAUGUAAUUGCCCUGUUACCAUCCUGAGCACAAUACAUUAUGAGUGCACAAAGGAAAGGCUGGUCCUAAUCUGACACUCUAGUCCAGGGGUAGGCAACCUAAGGCCCAGGGGCCGGAUGCGGCCCAAUCACCUUCUCAAUCCAGCCCGCGGACGGUUCAGGAAUCAGCUUGUUUUUACAAGAUUAGAAUGUGUGCUUUUAUUUAAAAUGCAUCUCUGGGUUAUUUGUGGGGCAUAGGAAUUUGUUCAUUUCCCCCCACCCCAAGAUAUAUAGUCUGGCCCACCACAUGGUCUGAGGGACAGUGGACUGGCCCAUGGCUAAAAAAGGUUGCUGACUCCUGCUGUAGUCUAACCCCUACACCACAGUGGUUGUCCUAACUAAAUCUACAAUCAUGCAAACCCUGCCCUUUCCCACCCCUUCCUGUUUCUCCCACAACAGACUGGGUAGACCCCUCCCUGGCUACCUCCCCCCCCUCUUUUUUAAUAAUAAAUGAGGUUCUGAUUUACUUUAAUGAAAAAUAAAGAAAUCAAAUGCCAGGAACUCAUCAGUUAAGUGUAACCAUGUUUUAAAUUGUGGCAAAUUCUCUCUGGCUGAUGAUAGUUGAAAGUAAAAUAUUUUAGAAUUGAAUCCUGCCAUCCACAAGGCUAUACCAGUCACGGGGAGGUUCAUGACUAUUCUUCCCCUCCCCCUGGGCCCCCCACCCCAAUCCUGGAACAAGAAGACCUAACUGCAAAGCUUCCUAUUUCCUUUUAGCCUAUCAUCAGCUUAACUCAGUUUGCACAAGCUUCCCCACCCCAACUCCAGAUAGUGUGCCUUAAAAUGUGGGCCAUGCUGUGCAUUCCUUGCAGGGACCAGUUAAGAAACGCAGAUCGAAUAAUGACCUAUAACUUCCUCCAUUUGGGACUCACUUGUGCUAGCUGCAUGUCAGAAAAGAUGGAGGCGCAGGGAUAAAGAGCGUAGGAAUUUAUGUUCCGUGAGGCUGAAGAGAGCCGGGAAGUGCCUGUUCUGUUCCGCAGCCUUGAAUAAAGGACGUCUGUUUGACGGCUCCAAGACAAAACCCAGGCAUGGCUGGCCUCCCUCCUUGGCAGUCUCUGCCCCAAGGAGUGGGUGGCCUUGCCUCCUGAAGCUCUUUCCAAUUCCUACCAGAUGACUGUAAAUGAUAGAUGCAUGAGACGCACCCGAAUGCCAGACUCUGCACGGGUGCCUUUUCCUCCCAUUCUGGCCUAGUCAGAGCGAACUCCCAGGCCUGUGUCUUAUACUCUGAGGCAUGGCGCAUGAUCCUUGUGGAAGCCAGGAGAGGGGUACCUUCUUCACGUUCCCUUCAGGGCACCAAAUCCCUGUGGUGGGAAGGACCAGAGCCAAAAAUAGGCAAAGCCCGAAAUGUCAAUUUACCUUUGUACCAGGUGGCUGGUUUUCACACGCUCCUCAAGUGGGGCCCUGGACAUUUUGCCACUAGAGGCAAACCAGAAAAUGGGGGGGGACUGUGUGCCAGUCAUGUACCCGCUCUUAUGCCCCUGCCCCCCCACCAUGUGGCAGUGGGCAGAGGAGGAGGGGGCCGACAAGCGCAGAAGGCAGAUCUGCCACUUCUCCCAGUUUUCUGGAGCCUGCUGCCCUGAAGCAACUGCCUCACCUUGCCUCAUGGCUGGGCCGGCCCUGUCCUCAAGCAAGAGGCAUUGUCAGAGUUCAAGGACACAUUUUAACCGGGCAAAAGCACUCAAGGAGGGUGCAAAGCAGGGAUGCUGAGGCACGUGACCUGGGAAGACGGGGUGUGUGAGGGAGGAAAAGUCCUGAGGGGGUGGCUAGAGAGGCUCUCAUCUGGCCCCUUCAGGCCCAAGGUUGCCAUCAUUAGUGGAGGUUCCAAAGGGACUGAUCCAGCUUGGGGACUGGUUGGUUUAGCAAGUCAUCUUAGAGCUGGCUCAUAUCUGGCCCUGGAAUCAAAGUCCUCUGUAUCGUGGGGGCAUGACAGCAAGCCCUGAAUUGUCCACAUUCUUCCUGCCCCCACCCUCCACAAAUAGGGCAGAGGGAUACAAAGGCCUCAGUCAUACACCUGGAGACUUUGUGUGCCUCAACAGCAUUUCCUGUGGAAGAUAGAGCAGGUGGAAGGUGGAUCACAUGAGUGAAGCUAAUAUUUGUACAGUGAGUUUUUCGUGUGUUCACCUUGCACUGUGAGGGUGGUUUAUGAUCUUAAGCUUUGAGUUGCUCCCAGACUUGGCCAAGCAAGGAACCUACACAUGGAGAGAGAGAGAGAGAGAGAGAGAGAGAGAGAGAGAGUGCGCACGCGUGCGCCAAGUCUUUGAGUAUCUGACCCUCUGGCUGAGUCUGCUUCUGCUUCAUAUUACAGCCGCCAUGUGAAGGCCGCAUUCAAUGGCUGUAUGCAGUACACAGAGUGGACAUCCACUUGGAUUGAUUCCCACUUCUCCAUGGGAUAAGACCCCCUCCAUAUACAGGAUGACCACCACACGGGGACAGAAAAUGCCCUUGACAAUGUGUCAAGUGAUGCUUGAGGAGAUGAGAGAAGGGCUCUUUGUUGCAACAGGAAUGAGGGUCACACUCUUCACAAUCCACAACGGACUGGCAAUGACCUUUUUUAUGAAGUGGAAAUUGCCAUGGGGCCAUGGGGAAUAUAUGUGUUCCUACUACUUUGGGGUCUUCCUUCUUAGCCUUUCCUCCCCCCCCCCUUUCCUCUGAUUAUGAUUUCAUGUACAGUGGUAUCUCGGGUUAAGUACUUAAUUCGUUCUGGAGGUCCGUUCUUAACCUGAAACUGUUCUUAACCUGUGGUACCACUUUAGCUAAAGGGGCCUCCUGCUGCCGCCGUGCCACCAGAGCAUGAUUUCUGUUCUCAUCCUGAAGCAAAGUUCUUAACCCAAGGUACUAUUUCUGGGUUAGUGGAGUCUGUAACCUGAAGCGUAUGUAACCCAAGGUACCACUGUAAAGUUUUACAGCUUGGGUUCACAGCUAUACAGUAGUAAACCAGUCUUGCCUUUUGAAAGGCAGACAUUAUGCAGGCGAAGCUUUCACAGGCGCUGAGGGGCAAAGCUCGCUGUUAAAAGGCAGGGGAGGAGAGGCAACGUGAAAAACCACCACUGGCGAUCCUGCUGCUUCUGAAUCAGAGCCCCAUUAGAGCACAGGGUAGACUUGAAAAGUGGGCUGUUAAACGUACCAGAUGGCGGGUGAAUGUUUGGGACAAAGCCGAAAGCUUGGAGAGAGCACAGACCACGAAGUCAGUGAGUGCUGCAAGCCCUAGUGGCGUCCGACAAAAAUCUGGAAUGCACCGGGCUGCUUUUGCCAAGUCUCUCCUUCCCGCAUCUAGUACAAUCAGUUCAAAAACUAUUCCGUUUCUUCCAAAACAUGUCUGAAGGGGGCUUGUUUCAACAAGAUGACCACCUGCAUCUCCUGUCUGGCGAGUCUUCCUGCCUAGCCAGAAUUCCGGGGAGAGGGCCAGAAGCCAUAAAUGGGCAGUUCUGUCUACUUGGAGAUAGAAAAAGCCCCCAGGCCCGUGUAGUGAAGCAUCCUGUAUCACAGUGGCCAACCAGAUGCCUAAGGGAUGCCUAAGGCAUCAGAUGCCUAAGGCAGCAGCCAUUCCCCAUUUGUGAUUCUUGACAACUGGUAUACAAUACAGCCACAGAGGUUCCGAGCCACUGAUAGCCUUGUUCUCCAUUAAUCUGUCUGUUCCUUUAAAAAAACCAAAAACACAGGUUUAAAGACUCAUAGGAGAUGGGGGUGGGGAGAGGCACAGCUCAAAAGACUUAUUGAAACAACCCUUUGUCCCAUUAUUAAAUAAAUCAUAAGCCCAUCUGAUCCCACCUGUCCUGCUGUGACCUUGCAACUCUUGGCUGACUCUGCAACAUGCAGUAGACAUCUGUAAUAUUGCCCCAAAGGGAAAGAAUAAGAAGAAAGGCACCAGAAUGGAAAAAAGGAGGGGGAGAACAAGAGCACAGAGAACAACUGACUGUUCCUUUAAAUAUACAAAAAAGUUGUCCACUACUCGUGGGGUCACUCAUCAGACUCUCAGACCCUCCAAGUGUCCUUGUUUUCCAGGGAUGUCCCUGACUGAGUGAAGCUGUUCUGGUUUCUGAUUUGAUACCAGAAUAUCCCACUUUUCCUUGUUGUUUAGUCGUUUAGUCGUGUCCAACUCUUCAUGACCCCAUGGACCAGAGCACGCCAGGCACUCCUGUCUUCCACUGCCUCCCACAGUUUGGUCAAACUCAUGCUGGUAGCUUCGAGAACACUAUCCAACCAUCUCGUCCUCUGUCGUCCCCUUCUCCUUGUGCCCUCCAUCUUUCCCAACAUCAGGGUCUUUUCCAGGGAGUCUUCUCUUCUCCUGAGGUGGCCAAAGUCUUGGAGCCUCAGCUUCAGGAUCUGUCCUUCCAGUGAGCACUCGGGGCUGAUUUCCCUCAGAAUUGAUAGGUUUGAUCUUGCAGUCCAUGGGACUCUCAAGAGUCUCCUCCAGCACCAUAAUUCAAAAGCAUAAAUUAUUUGGCAAUCAGCCUUCUUUAUGGUCCAGCUCUCACUUCCAUACAUCACUACUGGGAAAACCAUAGCACUUUCCCUUAGGAUGUCCCUAUUUUCACUGGAGAAAUGUCGGAGGGUAUGGAGUUAUUCAACCCCCAAGCCGUCAGAAGGCAAUCCUGUACAAGGAAGUUUUUUUUAAUGUUUAAUUAUGUUUUUAUAGAUGUUGGAAGCUUCCCAGAGUGGCUGGGGCAACCCAGUAAGAUAUGUGGGGUAUAAAAUAGUAAAAAUAUCAUUAUGGAAUGGGACGUCCCUAUUUUCAUCAGAGAAAUGUUGGAGGGUAUGGACUCUGUGCACACACAAUACCAGAGUCAGCUUGUUGAUUUAAAGAAAGUCGGAAGUGGUUGGGUAAAGUUUUGCUUCCCUCUUUCAAACUGCCUUCAACUGAAGAAACUAUGGUCAGCCUCCAACCUAAACUAACAACCAUAAUGUGGAUAAUGAUCUUGUUUUGUUUCCGGGAGAUGUUUUGAUUUUGGCCCAAAUCCAAAUGGAGGCUAUUAAAGAUCCAUUAGCCAGCAGUCAUUCAACAGUACCCUGCAGUAGUUUCAGGAUUUCUCAUUGCCCCGUGCCCUUUGUGGUUAUCCAGUGUACCUUUUACACUGUGUGUGUAUACAUUUGUGUGGAGGCAACUGUAGGCUGAUAAUUGCUAGAGAAGGCACAUCUCUCUUAAGCUAGGUUCCAAAAAUAUGUGUGCUGCUGCUUGUUGGACUUAACAAUAUGCAGAAACAAAAAUUAGAAUAAUCCAGUGGAUUUGGAUGCAGCCUAGGCAGCCAUUUUCCCUGCCUUUAAAGCUUUGAGCCUAGACAACGGCAAUAAGGUUAUUCAGGGCUGCCCUAGAUGACUGUUCAGAAACUUCAACCACUGUAAAACACCCUGGAUGUUCUCCAAAGCCUGAACCUGAGCAUCUUCCAGAACACUGGCACACACUUUUAUUAGGACUCAAAAGUUUAAACAAUUAGUCAGUUAACCUAACUGGGCUAAAAUGUAGGUGACUAAAAAGAUUCCUCUGAUUAAUUAGGAAGCAGCCUUUAUGUUGUUUUUGUCAGAUUUAUUAUAUGUCCUUCAUAUGAAAGUCCCAUAUAUUAUUGUCUAAAGCCAACCACAAAUGCAAAGCCAUUAAUGCAAAACCAAUAACACAUUAAUUAGCAAUUUUCAGGUAGAUAGGGGGAAAUACUUGAUUCCUUGGGAUAGCUCUGUUGAUAGAGGAUGAAACUCUUAAUCUCAGGGUUGUUGUGGGUUACAGCCCCACGCUGGGCAAAAAAUUAUUGCAUUUCAGAAGGUUUGACUAGAUGACUCUUGUGGUCCCUUCCAACUCUACAAUUCUAUGAACUCUAUGAUUCUAUGAUCCUCUAUUUUCCAGAGUUUAGGAAAUCACUUAGUGAAAUACUGAGCUUUUUGGACAGAACUGAUACAGUUCUGCACUCUAAUGGAGGGCCAAAAGAACUCUUAUAAAUUCAGUCCGACAAAUCCCUGUUGUGCUUGUUUUAGACAAUGUCCACCUGCAUUUAGUAAAACAGCGGUGUCUUACAAAUAGUAUGUUUUUCUGUAGCUUAAGGUCAGGCUUUUAAUAUGCUAUAUUGCAGAAGAUCUAAAUCCACAUUCUGCCAGAGAGGCACUGCUUGCCAAGAUAUACACAGGGCAUGCGUUUAUUUUGUCCUCUGCUCACCUCUGGCCAAACAGGCUUUGCAGGUUUUGAAACUAUACAGAACCUAUUCAACAAGGGCAAAAGUAGAAUCAGUGAGCAGCGCUUUCUCUUUCUAGGAGCAAGCACAUUUCAGAGGCUGAAAGCAUGCAAGGAAGGGACACUUAGCAAUGCAGCGCCUCUUUAAUACUCAGAAUGCAAAUAAUACAUUUUGUGCUACCAAAGUUCUGAUACACUAUUCUUUCCAAUCUCUUGGGCAAAUGUGAUCAUUCUUGAUGAAAUUGUUAAAUGACCUCUCUCUUGUGCAGGAACAGCCAGCUUUUCCAUUUCAGUCACACACUGUGCUUUCUUCAAGCAUUUGGAAACCUCGGGGAGCGCUUCAUUUUGUUGUAUCUUACUAAAGCAACAUACCUCUCUUUUAUUCGGAGCUUAAUCUCUCAGUUUCUUUUUAAUCUGGACCCCAGGGGCCAAGUGAAGUCUUUUUCUUAUCCGCCCCCCUUUAAAUAGGCCUCCUUUGGGAUAUGCUGUGCAUUCCUGCCUCAAGCUUUGCCUCUGUCGUACUGACUGCAGCAAACCAAUAGGGAAUUUUGGCAAACCAAACAUAGCCUUUGGGGAAAAUGGGAAGCAGAGAGACUGAAAUCGACAGACUCUGACUUACAGUACUUGUUGGCAGCAUCAGUUAGUUUGAACUUAAUCAGGAUUUCCUGGUGAGGAAGUUUCCUACCCUGUGCUUUCCUAGCAAAAUGAAUGCUCCUGCUUCUUCUAUAUCUCCAGGUAGAAUAAAGUUAAUUGUGAAGCUGUAUACAUACAGGGACAGCUGUAUAAUAAACACAGCUGCGGGCAUUAAUAGUGUUCUGUACCUGCAGAAAGUUCCUGGUUUUGCUUGCAUCCGAAGCAGGGAUGGGGAGCCUACAGUCCUCCAGCUGGUGUUAGACUCAUACUCCCAUCAGCCGCAGCCACUACAGCCAGUUGUCAGGGAUGAUGGGAGUUGCAGUCCAACUUUAUAGGGAGGGCUACCUGAAAGACCUACAUUGGCUCCCUGUACGUUUCCAAGCACAAUUCAAAGUGUUGGUACUGACCUUUAAAGCCCUAAACGGCCUCAACCCAGUAUACCCAAAGGAGUGUCUCCACCCCCACCAUUCAGCCCGGACACUGAGGUCCAGCGCCGAGGGCCUUCUGGCGGUUCACUCACUGUGAGAAGUGAGGUUACAGGGAGCCAGGCAGAGGACCUUCUUGGUAGUGGCACCCACCCUGUGGAACACCUUCCCAUCAGAUGUCAAAGAGAUCAAUAACUCCAGUGGUACCUCUGGAUGCGAACAGGAUCCGUUCCGGAGCCCCAUUCGCAUCCAGAACAAAUGCAACCCGUGUCCGCGGGCCGCAAUUCGCCACUUCUGCGCAUGCGUGUGACGUCAUUUUGACCGUCUGCACAUGCGUGAGCGGCAAAACCCGGAAGUAACACCCUCUGUUACUUCCAGGUCGCCACAGCGCGCAACCCGGAAAUACUUAUCCCGAAGCUGCUUCAACCCGAGGUAUGACUGUAUCUGACUUUUAGAAGACAUCUGAAAGCAGCCCUAUUUAGGGAAGUUUUUAAAGUUUGAUGUUUUAUCUUGUUUUUAAUACUCUCUUGGGAGCCGCCCGGAGUGACUGGGGAUACCCAGCCAGAUGGGUGGGGUAAUAAUAAUAAUAAUAAUAAUAAUAAUAAUGUAUCAUCAUCAUCGGUAAACGGCGUUUCCGUGUGCUGCUCUGGUUCGCCAGAGGUGGCUUAGUCAUGCUGGCCACAUGACCCGGAAGCUGUACGCUGGCCAAUAAAGCGAGAUGAGCACCGCAACCCCAGAGUCGGUCACGACUGGACCUAAUGGUCAGGGGUCCCUUUACCUUUAUCAUCACCAUCAUCAUCAUCAGCUUUCUUCAUUGCCUGGUACCCUCUUCUGACUAUGCUUACUGCUUCAUGUCCCCACGUUAGCAAUAGUCCUCUCCAGUGUGUGCGCACACAACAGCAUCUCUGAGAUGUAAAUAUUGGGGAGUUCUUCCUUCCUGUAGGAGGCUUCCUUCUUUCUCCUCUGGUGAUGGCACCCCCCUCUGUAGCCCUCUCUGUCUCUCUUCCAUUUAGGACGUCGGCAGGGGGCUCAGUGUGGGAAUCCUGAAGGCUGGUAUGGCUGCUUGUAUGGUGUCUCCCUCCCCACCGUGACAGCAUGCACCCCUGGUCCAGCAACGAAAUUGCUACCCCUUCACCCUCCCACUUCCACCCUUUCAAGAAGUCCCUCAAAACCCACUGGGUCCUUUUGCCCGUCUGCAGGUCUGCAGCCCAGGAAGCUGUGGGCACAUCUCACUUCCUCCCAUUGGGGGACCCUGUAGAACCCUCUUGGUUCCCCAGCUUCUCCUAACCCAUCAGUAGCUUAAGAUGCACCCUGGCUCCUCCAGACAGAUGGAUCCUCUUUUCUUCUCUUCUUGUGCUGCAGGCCACAUUGACGUGUCUGAGAUCCAGCAAACCUUCCACAGCCUUGGCGUUUACAUCUCCCUGCAGCAAGCGGAGAAAAUUUUGCACAGGUGAGGCUGUCACUACGCUUGCUUUGAACUCCCACCUCCCUGACCCCCCCCCCCCCCGUCUCAGUGUGCCCUAGCCCACACUGGCUCCCCCCCUUCAGACUCACUCUACUCUGUUUUGUGUGUGUUGCAGCAUAGACAAGGAUGGCACCAUGACCAUUGACUGGCAUGAGUGGCGAGACCACUUCCUCCUCAACCCGUUGGAGAACAUGGAGGAGAUCGUAUACUACUGGAAGCACUCAACGGUAAACCAGUUUCCUCGUCCUCUCCAGAUCUGAGGUUGUUCUGUUCUCCACUCUGAUUCCUUGAUUCUCAACAUGGAAAAAAUAGGGUUAUAUGAAUGGAGAUUGCAAGAAUGGAGAUAGAUAGAUAGAUGAUAGAUUAGAUAGAUAGAUGAUAGAUGAUAGAUAUAGAUAUAGAUAUAGAUAUAGAUAUAGAUAUAGAUGAUAGAUAGAUGAUAGAUAGAUAGAGAUAGAUAGAUAGAUAGAUAGAUAGAUAGAUAGAUAGAUAUGUUGUUGUUUGUUUGUUUGUUUGUUUGUUUGUUUGUUUGAUCGUCUUAGUUGUGUUCGACUCUCCGUGACCCCAUGAACCAGAGCAUGCCUUGGAAACUCUCACUUUCUUCUCAAAGCUCCGAGGGCUUUCUGGCGGUUCCCUCACUGCGAGAAGCCAAGUUACAGGGAACCAGGCAGGGGGCCUUCUCGGUAGUGGCACCCACCCUGUGGAACGCCCUCCCAUCAGAUGUCAAGGAAAUAAACAACUAUCUGACUUUUAGAAGACAUCUGAAGGCAACCCUAUUUAGGAAGUUUUUAAUGUCUGGUGUUUUAUCAUGUUUUUAAUAUUCUGUUAGGAGUCGCACAUUGUGCCUGGAAACCCCGCCAGAUGGGCGAGGUAUAAAUAAUAAAUUAGUAGUAGUAGUAGCAGUAGUAGUAUGCUUAGGGUUGCCCGGAACAGUGCCUUUCAGUCAUCAAAUGCCUGGAGUCAGCAGGAAUGUUUUAAAAUAUCUCCUGAAAGCCAGUAAUGAGGGAGAUAGAUGCACCUCCCUAGCGAAAGCAUUCCAUAAAUGGAAAGCACUGUUUUAGGUACCUGGGUCUUAAGCCAUUUAGGCCUUCAUGUGAAUUUGGACUGGUAGUUCACUGGCAGCCAGUGCAGCACUUUCAGGAUCUGUUGCGCAGGGUCCCAUCCGGCAUUCUGCACCACCUGCAGCCCCCAGCCCAGGGGUCCGCACCCGUGUGCAGGAGGGGGCCGGUCCACUGUCCCUCAGACCUUGUGGGGAGCCGGACCCACCGCCUCCUGAAAGUACCCCCCCUCCUGAAAGGCCCCCUCCCUGCCUAUGCCACUCAUGCCACCACUGCCGCCAUUGCUGCUGCUGCCUUGUCUUCGGCAGCAUCGGCGUCCUCUGUCUCGGCGGGGCACAGAGCCCAUGCCACUGGCUUGGGUGGCGAAGGCAGCCUCCAUACCGCUGCUGCUUUCUUCCCCCUCGGCCGCUUCCUCCCGCUUGGCCACCUUAGCGGGAAGGAAGGGGCAGCACCCAAAUGCCACUGGCGUGGGCAGCCUCCACACCGCCGCUGCUUUCUCCUGCUCGGCCACCUCCUGCAGCCAAUCAGAAGCCAUGCUGCGUCGCUGAAGUCAGUCUCUGUGUAGCAAGGCCUCUGUGCCACGCCUGUUUAGCGCGGGGACUAACCGAGCUGGCGGUAGGGUUCGCAAGGUUCACGGGCCAGAUUAAUGAGCCUGGUGGGCUGUAUCCAGCCCGCGGGCCUUAGUUUGAUGACCGCUGCUGCAGACCAUCUUUGAGGUAGUCCUACACACAGCACAUUGUUGUUGUUUAGUAGUUUAGUCAUGUCCGACUCUUCGUGACCCCAUGGACCAGAGCAUGCCAGGCACUCCUGUCUUCCACUGCCUCCCGCAGUUCACACAGCACAUUACCAUAGUCCAUGUGGGAGCAUAUCAGAGCAUGGACAAGGGAGGCCGGACUAUCCUGGUCUAGGAAUAGCCGUAGCUGGCAAAGCAUUCCUAAGCUAGCUAGGCAUAAGCACUCCUAGCUGCAGAAGCUACUUGAGACUCUGCUGACCUAUCAGAAUCCUGAAGUACUGGAGUACUGCCAGAGUAUCAAUCUGUUACUUUAGGGUCAUCCUCGCUGGAAGCAAAUACCAGGCUUGUACUGUCUGUCUUGUACUUCGUGCUUUUCCAUGCUCAACACCAGUGAAUAAAAACACCUCAUUAAAAUGCAGCAAACCUGUAGGAAACCAUCCCCACAAGAAAGUUGCCAUUGGAAAAAGGCUGCUCCUGGAAUCACCUGCCCCUCAAGGAAGCAGGGAGUGUGAAGCAUAGCCAGGAAGCCAAGGAUCUCCAGGGAACAGCAAGGAAGCUUCCUGUGAUGUCCCCCAUCUCCCUUUCCACUCUUCCUGAACUCUACAGGAGGCGGGAGGAAAUAGGAAGGGAAAUAGUUCAGAUCUCUGGACUGGGUGCUGGCCAACGCCCUCUUUCUUCACUGUCCUGUUCCAGCCACGCUAAUCUCAUCAGCCGAUCGGAACAGGGAAGAUUAAAGUUUAUAUUUAAACACAAUGUGUGUCUCUCCCUCCCGGUUUGCCAGACUUUGCCCAUAGUGUCAGCUGGAAGGCCAGGGGAGACAGGGGCUUGGUCACUUUCAAGGCCCUCUAGGCACAACCCUCACCUUAAACUCUUUGCUCUCCAACAUGCCCUGUUGAACUCAGAUCUGACUAUUUCACCAGCAUCCCUUUCUCCCCUGCUGCACUUUGAGAGAGAGAUAAGAGAUGGCGGCCGAUGGAACUCUAGGUGUUGAGUGCCCGACACUGAGAGAGGACCGGGGAGCCUAUGGGUGGAAUGGGUCAGAGGCCAAGAGCCCAGGCCGUCCUGCCACCAUCUGGGAAGAAGAUCUCUUGCCCAUGAUCCCUUUAGAUGAGCGGGAACUGUGCAAGAACUCAGCAGCCCUGUGCAGCUUCCAUUCACUUCAAUAUGGUGCAUGUCGGAAUAUUUCCCGAUGAUUAUGCACCAGGCUCCUGGGUGGGGUCUGUGUGUGCUCUUGGGCCUUUCUGCCUUAGGCCCCAAAACGUCUCGGGUCAGCCCAGAGGAACCAACUCCUAGGGGAUGAGGUCCUUUCAGCCCCCAAAAAUAUUUGAGGGACCCGGGCCUCCCAAAGUCGGAGAGCAUUGCCAUUCAAAUGGUGUCAUAGCUGUCAACGUUUCCCUUUUUUUAAGGGAAAUUCCCUUAUUCCGAAUAGGAUUCCUCGCAAGAAAAGGGAAAAGCUGACAGCUAUGAAUGGUGUGUGUGAGCCAUAUCUUGUAAUUGAUUAUGCAAGGUGGAGCUUACCUGCCCCCCCCAUUUUUUUUAUUCAAGUUGCACCCCUGAGCCAACCCUUCCUCUGAGUUCCAUUUCUUUCUGACUCCCCUCUUGACAUUGGGGGCCAGCCCCCUUCCCUGCUCUGCGUGUCUGUAAUCCGUAGGUGCCGAUGGGAUUGGCUCUCGCACCCAAGCCCCUCCCCCUGAUUAUCCCUCCAAUCCCAUUAGGAGAUUGCAGGAGGGUUUAUCGUGUGCCCUCCUUGUGGUGCCCUGCACUUUCCUGUGCGUUCCCGGCAUGGAAGACCUGUCUCCCGUCAGGAAGGGCCCCGAUGGCCAGAGCACCUCGGGGAUCCAUGGGAACUCAAGGCUGCUGUCCCUGGCUGAGCUGUGGGAAAGUGACUACAGGCGCCCCAAAGGCUUCGAGUCCAUCCUGGGGGAGCAUGAGAUGGUAGGGCUACGUCUCCGUGGCUGGGGCUUUCUUUUCUCCCCCUCCUAACCCACAGACUGCCUUGAGGUCCCAAGGCAUCUCUCCAGAAUCCCUGGCUGGCAUUCCACUAUGUUUUACUCAAAGUAGACCCAUUGGCAUUAAUGAAUGUGACUAAAUUGGAUCCAUUGAUUUCAACAGGUCUACUCUAUUGGAUCCAGGCUCCUGUUUCUUCCCCACCCCCUUUUACCUCUCUAAGCCAGUAUGCUCAAUUUCCAUUGCGUUGCUCAGGACCAAACCAGGUGUUGCCUUGUUUCCUUGCUUCCUGUGGCAGCUGUGGGCAGGCGCUUGUGGUGGCGAUAGGUAGCAUGGUGACCUCUGGGUGAUGUUGGCCUCCCACUCCUGCCAGCCCCAGUUAACACGGACGGUCAGCGGUCAAGGAUGAUGGGAGACGGUGUGAUAGGAAUUUUAUGGUCUUAGACAUAUGUUAAAUGUUCAUAAGUGUACCAACCAAGCACAUACAUAGAUCAGCACAGGAAGACCGACCUGGAACCAUUUUGAUUCCCAAACUGUCCCAAACUGACCAAAUGUUUUCUCUGCAAGGUCAAAGGAAAAUGGAAAAGCCUCCCCAUUGUCUUUUCCUUCACAAAUCCUGUCUUAAGGGUAUGUCUGUGUUUGAAUAGGGUGUGAACCAGUGACAUGGCCCAGGAACUAAGUAUUUAUCAUUACAAAAGACUAGCCAGGCUACCCAGGAAAUCCAAUCAAGUAACCUGCCAGACAGGAGAUAAACAAAGACAGGAGAAAAACAACAUUCAAAUGUUCUGUUUUAGACCACCUUUUUUGUGAUGUAGGUGUGAUGUAUCUGAGGGUGGUCUUAGGUUACACCCUUCUGUGAUGUAUGUAUGAUGUUUCUGGGGUGGUCUUGAUCUACAGGGUGGCAAUUUCAAAAGUCUUUAUAAGGCCUUGCGCGCCAUUUUUCUAGGUCCCUCCUUUCUCUUGCGGGUGAUGGGAGCACCCUGUUGCAACAGAUCAAUAAAGAUCAAGCUUACUAGCUGCUCUGCUUCUCAGUAUUCUCUGGUUGGCCUUUGUUAUUCUCUCCUACCAAUAGGGAACCUAUGUAAGGACUCUAUAUGGGCUCUUGGAUACCCCAUAAGGAAAAAGGCAAUUUUGUUUACAACAGACCUGGGCUACCCCUGCUGCACAGAACCCAUCGCUCAGUGAAGAAUGAGGCUUGUGGUGCACUGCUUUUGUAGGAAACAAUAACGCUCGAGGGUGUGUCUCGACCCGUUCAGUUCAACAGGUCUUCCCCACUGUCACUGAAAAGAGCACAGGGGAAGCUGUUGCCCAUCAGAACCUAUUCCGUUCUUCUGUCCCCAACAAGCACAGUGCUAUCAGGUUUCUCUGUGUAAAACUUUCCUGCAAUUAGUUUGGACGGAUUUGUGUGUUAAAUCUGUGUCCUAUCCUACCCCACACCCCACUCCCAGAGAGCUCACAGCAGCAUGUAUGCCUCUUUCCCCCACAUCUGCUUUAUCCCCACAACUCGGUGAGUUAGGUUAGGGUGAGAUGUCCCAGCUACCCUACAGUCAUGCAGUGAGCUUUGUGGUUGUGUGAAGAUUUGAGCCUCGGUCUCCCUGGUUCCUAGACAAACGCUCUAGACAACGCUAGCUAAAAUAUUUCCUUGUGUCCUAUAACCCAGCCACAGCAUUGCUUGCCUUAUUUCACUCUCGGCAAAAUAUUAUUUCUUUAGUAAUAAUAAUAAUAAAUGCACAAAUUUGCCAUCUCACUAUAGAAGUGUCACGCUUUCCCAGGGCCAGAUUUAGGUUUGAUGAGGCCCCAAGCUACUGAAGGUAAUGGGACCCUUUAUAUGUCCACCUGUCCUUUGCCAACAACAAAUUGUCGCUAUAUUUUUGUGUUGAAUAUAUGCUAUAUGGUAAUUUAUGGACCUAAUAGGUAUCUAAAGUCACUUGCACAUAACAAAUAGGAGUCUACACAACACAAAAUACAGUUAUUGUAUGUGGGUUUUAUUUUAUUUCUUUUUUAUCUUAUAUUUUGGAAAUGUACAUCCAGGUGUUUCUUUUCCUUUAAAUUUUUUUGGGGGGGGGCCCAAGAGAGUGGGGCCCUAAGCUAUAGCUUGUUUAGCUUAUACGUAAAUCCGGCACUGCUCUUUCCUUUUGAGAACGUUGUGUAUGUACGUGUUGUGUUGCUUCUGCUGAUAUUGCACAGACUCGUUUACCCCACAUCUCUAUAAUAAUCACUUCAUAUUCAUAUAUAUAUAUAUAUAUAUAUAUAUAUAUAUAUAUAUAUAUAUGAAUGAAUAUUAUAUCUAUUUAAACCUAUCAUCCUGAGAAGAGGGAGAAUGUAUGUAAAAGAAGCUGUAACUGCCGGUGUGUAUUAAUGCAAGCAUAGCGAAGAUGUGGGUUCUCUCUAGCCCAAACAGCCCAGAGAAUAUUUACCAAAGUGAGGAGAUCCAAGGACAUUGGUGCUCUGACGACAUUAAUAUCAGCCGUGCCUUUUGCCGCUACAAUAAGCUCUCUGAAAACUGAUCUUUUUGCAUGUGUCUGAUCUUCUGCUUAGUCUUAUUAAAUCAUGUGAGUCCUUGAGCUCAGGAAUGUUUUCAGUAUUAAACUCCUGCUGCCCUUGAACAGGAUCUGCUGCAGGUCAUUAACUGGUUGGUGCAGCAAAGGCUUCUGUGAUCUACUGUGAUUUAAACUCCCUGCUAUGGCAUGGGCUGUGGCAGGUCCAUUGGCAGAAUUCUUGGAAGGGGGGCAGGGAAAUGUUCCACUGCAGCUGCAUGGAAUAGGAGAGCAUUAUAAGUCAAUCCAAACGAGCAAAAGCCUAAAUAUAAGGUUGAAUAUGUUUGUAGAAUCAUAGAAUCAUAGAAUCAUAGAGUUGGAAGAGACCACAAGGGCCAUCGAGUCCAACCCCCUGCCAAGCAGGAAACACCACCAGAGCACUCCUGACAUAUGGUUGUCAAGCCUCUGCUUAAAGACCUCCAAAGAAGGAGACUCCACCACACUCCUUGGCAGCAAAUUCCACUGUCGAACAGCUCUUACUGUCAGGAAGUUCUUCCUAAUGUUUAGGUGGAAUCUUCUUUCUUGUAGUUUGGAUCCAUUGCUCCGUGUCCGCUUCUCUGGAGCAGCAGAAAACAACCUUUCUCCCUCCUCUAUGUGACAUCCUUUUAUUUAUUUAUAUUGUAUAUUGAAUUAUAUAUUGUUAUAUAUAAUUAUUUAUAUUGAAUUAUAUAUUGUAAUUCAAUCCCAUCCAUGUUUGCUCAGAACAAGCCCUCCUGCACUUACUCCAUUGAUUUGUAGGACUGCAGCUUCAAAGUGAUUUGGUUUAAUUAAAUGAUUUUAAGAAAACAAAGUCUCAGGAGCAUCUCAGUCAUUCCCAGUGUCUUUGUGUUCACUGGCUAGAAUGCUGGAAGCUUGGAGCAGGUUUCGUUCUUACUGCACGACUGAUAUGCGAUAGCAUUUGCUAGCCGACAUCAUGUAAUAUUUGAAAGUUGAGAGGUUAUGAGAUGGCAUAUAUUACAUUUGCCUGAGUCAAAAUAAGCAAGAAAGUCCAACGAAUACUUGAGAAGUACUCGGAUUUCAAUGCUCAGUAGAAAACACCCAUUAAACAAAAUUCCAGUUUGAAAUUUUGAAUCAAAAAUGUGGUGGAAAUUGAUGUUUUGGAGCAUUUAGAAUAUUCAUAAAUCCAGACCUGGGACUCAGCUAUACAGCUGCAAAUAAAACGUUUUAAGGGUGUUGCAAAGUGCAUUACACAAAUGAGACACUAGAUGGUGAUGGUGAGCUAUGGCAAAUUCAAUAUGUUUUUCAAAGCAUUUUUUUAAAAACAACAACACAUUUUCACAACUUUUUUUUAUAUGUGUCUAGAUUCCACCCUGGAGGUUGUCUCCUUAAUAACAGAGGCUUCUCAGUCAAAUGUGGACAGAGCUGCUUGUCUUUUCUUUAGCUUUUUCCUAUUCUGACUGCAUUCCUCUGCAGGUCCUUGACAUUGGCGAGUGCCUCACCGUCCCAGAUGAGUUUUCCGAGAAGGAGAAGAAGACAGGGAUGUGGUGGAAGCAGCUCAUUGCUGGAGCCAUGGCUGGUGCUGUCUCCAGGACUGGAACUGCCCCAUUGGACCGACUGAAAGUCUUCAUGCAGGCAAGGAGCUGCUAAGAAUUACGGAGGGAGGGGGAAACAGUAUUUCAUUCUGCAUUGGGACCUGGAAUGGUGGCAUCAGUUCAUGUGGUGUGGGGCAAUGACAAACUCAAAUGGGCCUCUGUUUUGUCCCAGAAUGCCAUGCUCAGGAUGUUAUGACCAGGUUUUUUUUUACAUAGUAUGUUACACAUGAAGACUGUAAAAGGAGAAAAAGGGCUGCCCCAUACAAGCAGGAGCCAACAGGUUCAGGGGUCUUUCAUUUAUCGUAUUUUUCGCUCCAUAAGACACACUUUUUCCCUCUUAAAAACUAAGGGGAAAUGUCUGUGUGUCUUAUGGAGCAAAUGUGUGGUCCCUGGAGCUAAAUUGCCGGAGUGCGGCACGCUCCUAAGCUGCUCUUUGGGGCUGGCGGGGGAAACCCGGGCUCCCCCCGCCAGCCCCAACAAGCUAUGGGAGCAGCGGGUAGGCUGCUCCCUGAGCUGCUCUUUGGGGCUGGGGGGACCCGGGCUUCCCUCCAGCCCUGGGAGCAGCGGGCAGGCUGCGAGCAGCUCUUGGGUAGCCCGCGAAGCCUCCGCGGGGUAGUGGGAUGAAGGCUCCCCGCUGCCCUGCGGAGGCUUCAUGGGCUACCCCAGAAGCCAGAACAGCUAGAGGGAGCCCUGCACAGUGCACCCUCUCGCUGUUCUAGCUUCUGCCUUAGCGGCAUGAAGCCUUCGCAGGGCAGCGGGGAGCCUUCAUCCCGCUGCCCUGUGGAGCCUUCGCACGGCUAUCCCUGGCUUUUGCGGGAGGUGCGUCCUAUGGUCCGGUGCGUCUAAUAGAGCGAAAAAUACAGGUGCCUCCCUGAUUCCUGAAAUAUGGCAGGGGAAACGGCUGUGUAGAAUCAGCCUUCACAUUGGGUUUACUGGUCUUGGAAUUCCACCAAGUCCAAAGACAGCACUCUGAUGAGUGCAAGCGAUGCUGUUAUCUGCAGGCUCGACUACAGCAGAGCUGGCCAUUUGCUGAAAAGUCGGCAUGUGAAUUCAAAACUUAUUGCGCCUCUUAGCUUCUGCCCUUGACAUUAAACUCCAAGCGAAGACCACAACUCCCUAUGGCAUGGCUAAAACACAUUUUGAAAUACCGUGACCAGUGUUUGAAGUAUGUUUUGAAAGGCUGGCCUUGGGAAGUGUUGAAAAGACCAAUCUCUUCGCCCACAGCAUUUGAAGAUAGCAAAUGGGAGGAGAGACUGGAUGUUGGGGAAGUGGAGAGGUGCAUGCAAGACCUACAGAGCUUAUUUCUUCGCAGAAGGUGGCUUAAUUUCUGACUAGUGUUAAACCUUAUCUGCUCCCCUCGGCAAACCUUAACAUUCAGGGAAACAGAUUUCAUUUAUUUAGGUACAGUGGUGCCUCGCAAGACGAAAUUAAUUCGUUCCGCAAGUCUCUUCGUCUUGCGAGUUUUUCGUCUUGCGAUGCACGGUUUCCCAUAGGAAUGCAUUGAAAAUCAAUUAAUGCGUUCCUAGGGAAACCGCCUUCAGACCAGGUCCGGGGACAGUCUGUCCCCGGACCUCUUCUGAAGGCUGGGGGGCAAGGGCUUUCUUCCCACCCCCAGCAUUUUAAAAACCCGGGACAGCGGAGGACUUCUCCGCUGUCCGGGCGAUCUUAAAAUGCUGGCGGGCGGCAUUUAAAAUCACCCCGGGACAGCGGAGGACUUCUCCGCUGUCCGGGGCAAUUUAAAGCCCCUGGGAAGGCAGGCAGGGGGACAAAGACUUUGCCCCCGCCAGCCUUCAGAAGAGGUCCUGGACCUCUUCUGAAGGCGGGCGGGGGCGAAGUCUUGCUCCCCGCCUUCAAAAGCCCUCCGGGACAGGCAGGCAGGGGAGCAAAGACUUCGCCCCCGCCCGCCUUCAGAAGGUCUUCCCUCCCCCCGCCCGGCUCGGAGCACCGUUCCGAGCCGGGCGGCGGCGGAGGUCUUCCCUCCCCGCCCGGCCCGGAGCACCGUCCCGGGCCGGGCGGCGGCGGAGGUGUUCCCUCCCCCGCCCGGCCGGAGCACCGUUCCGAGCCGGGCGGCGGCGGAGGUGUUCCCUCCCCGCCCGGCCGGGCACCGUCCGAGCCGGGCGGCGGGGAGGUCUUCCUCCCACCGCCCGGCCGGAGCACCGUCCGGCCGGGCGGCGGCGGAGGUCUUCCUCCCCCCGCCCGGCUCGGAGCACCGUCCCGGCCGGGCGGCGGCGGCAGGUGUUCCUCCCCCGCCCGGCCGGAGCACCGUUCCGGGCCGGGCGGCGGCGGCAGGUGUUCCCUCCCCCCGCCCGGCCGGAGGAGCCUUCCGAGCCCGGCGGCGGCGGGAGGAGGUGUCCCCGCCCCGCCGCCAGGCUUCGGAGGAGGUCCGAGGACAGUGGGGAAGACGCGCUGCGCUUCCCCGCUGUCCCUGAGAUUUCCCUAUGGGCUGUCGUCUUGCGAAGCAAGCCCAUAGGGAAAUUCGCUUAUGAGCGCCUCCAAAACGGAAAACCCUUUCGUCUAGCGGGUUUUCCGUCUUGCGAGGCGUUCGUCUUGCGGGGUACCACUGUAUUGCACUCAUAUCCCAAGCUUUUUUCCAAGCUCUCCCAGGUCCUAGUCUGACACUCUAACCACUGCACACCAUAGAGGACACUGUGUGCAAUCAAAGAGUUGCAUCAGCCACAAUGAAGAAGAACAUGGCUGUGUCAGAGUCUUCUCCUAGUGUUCCUAAUUUUUCCAUAGGAUAAACGCCAACCUUGACUUCUGUCUGCAUCCCUCCUCCUUUCUCCCAGAAAAUAGCAGCAACACCUUCUCGGAGCCUUCAAAUCUUGCACAUUUAGCAAUCUUGCCUCCUGUGCCUUCCCAGUGGACUCCAUUGUGAAAUUUGAGGGGCCUUUUUGGAAUGCUGCAAAGGAUACUGGGAUGCAGAUCCCGCAACACACACUGGCUUUUCAUUGAUGCCCCAACCCCUGAAAAAAUGGCCAUUGUUGCUUAUGCUGUCAGAAAGAAGGGGUGGUUUUCCUUGCCCAGACCCUGAUGUUGUGGUUCCAUCUUGCUUGUAGGUUCACGCCUCCAAGAACAACAGUAUGAACGUUUUGGGCGGAUUGCGAGGCAUGGUACGCGAAGGAGGCAUCCGCUCCCUGUGGCGAGGCAACGGGAUCAAUGUGCUCAAGAUCGCGCCUGAGUCUGCCAUCAAGUUCAUGGCCUACGAACAGGUACGGCCUGGGGACGGGGCUGCAGCUUUGCAUGGUAGUCCCUGUGCACGUGUGCACAGCAUUUUAAUUCCUUUUUUUAAAGUCCUUCAUUACUGGACAGAACAAUGACUUCAUACAGCACAGUAUUUCCCAUCCCUAAGUACAUGGAACUCCACCUUGGGCAUGUAUUUAUUGGAAGGACUCGCCCGAAAGGAUCACACUUCUUUUACUCAGCUGCAUCGCCCUCACUCAGCCCAAAGUGCCUAAGGGGGGAGUUCACCAAAUCUAUCUGUGGCUCGCAAUCCAUUGCUUAUCAUUGCAGAUCAAGCGGGCAAUUCGUGGGCAGCAGGAAACACUGAGGGUGCAGGAGAGAUUUAUUGCUGGCUCCCUGGCUGGCGCCACAGCACAGACCAUAAUCUACCCCAUGGAGGUAAGUUUUCUUUGGUAGUAGAGCUUGAGGGGCAAAUUCUCAUUCUGUUGCUGACUUCAUCCAUGAUAUCCGCCCAAAUGAAUGUGAGAACCUAGCACUACAGUGGAACCUCGAUUUUUGAACGUAAUCCAUUCUGGAAGACCGUUCAACUUCUGAAAUGUUCGAAAACUGAGGAGCAAAGGGCUGUCAGCAAAUUCAACUGAGAAAAUUGAAAAACACACAGAGGAAGCCGCUCGACUUCUGAGGUGCGUUCAAAAAUGGAAGCGUUUACUUCCAGGUUUUCAGCGUUUGGGUUCUGAAACUUUCGUCAAUGGAGUCGUUCGAGAACCGAUGUUCCACUGUACUGCUAACUAAUAUAGGCCUAGGAGAAGUAUCCCCUCUGCAGUGCAAUUUCUCCCCAGUUGUCCCUACUAAUUUGUGGACAGAUACUAUGAAGAGGUUGGUACGUGUGUGGAGCUGUGGGUUAAACCACAGAGCCUAGGACUUGCCGAUCAGAAGGUCGGCAGUUCGAAUCCCUGUGAAGGGGUGAGUUCCCGUUGCUCAGUCCCUGCUCCUGCCAACCUAGCAGUUCGAAAGCACGUCAAAGUGCAAGUAGAUAAAUAGGUACGCCUCUGGCAGGAAGGUAAACAGUGUUUCCGUGAGCUGCUCUGUUUCGCUAGAAGAGGCUUAGUCAUGCUGGCCACAUGACCUGGAAGCUGUACACCAGCUCCCUCGGCCAAUAAAGUGAGAUGAGUGCCGCAACCCCAGAGUCGGCCACGACUGGACCUAAUGAUCAGGGGUCCCUUUACCUUUACCAUGAAGACAUUUUGCCAGAAGAAACUUUUGUAUUUAAGGGACAGAAAGGUCCUGAUCAUUUCUUUUCAGUAUGGUGGGAUUUUAUUUCACCAAGUUUCGUUUCAGAUGUACUGGUCUCUUUCCCUGUGCCAUGUAGAGAAACAUGGCUGUCAUGAUUUCAGACUGGGUGCUGUUGCUUAAUAUGAGGGGGUGACGAAUAAAGGAGGGAUAUUCAUGCCUUAGUUCAUCUGACUCCCCCUCCCUCUCCAGGUUCUAAAAACACGGCUGACCCUCCGCAAGACGGGUCAGUACUCAGGGGUGGCGGACUGUGCCAGGCAGGUCCUGCAGAAGGAAGGGAUCCGUGCCUUUUACAAGGGCUACCUGCCAAACAUGCUGGGCAUCAUUCCCUACGCUGGCAUUGACCUGGCAGUUUACGAGGUGAGUGACUGGGCAUGGGGUUGGCACGAACAGCAAGGGAAGCUCAACCUCGCCUCCUACUGGCUACCAGUCCUCUGUGAGGAAGGAUACUGACCUGGAAGCCUUUUCUCCUUGAGGCCCUUUUGAAAGACGCUGCCACCACCCUUGCAGGAACCCUUUCUUUCCCAUGCUGUGUGGCUAAACAGCAAUCUCGCCAGAUUACAAGGCUUGGCAUGAAAGCCACUGCCUCCCCAACUGUGUUAGGCCCUGGGAUGCACCUGCGCCAGAUUCCCAAGUUACCAACUCCUCCUCUCCCCUUCCUUUUGUGGCAGACGCUGAAGAACACCUGGCUGCAGAAGUACAGCAAGGACACAGCUGACCCGGGCGUUCUGGUGCUCCUGGGCUGUGGCACUGUCUCCAGCACCUGCGGCCAGAUCGCCAGCUACCCGCUAGCUCUGGUGCGGACCCGGAUGCAAGCCCAAGGUGAGAUUGCAGCAUCGUCCAGACAGUCUGGCCUCCAAGGAGAGCACUGAAGGUGGCUGUGACUGAGGUGUAAUGAGCAGGAGGUUGGACUAACUGCAAAGCCCCAUUAACAAUAGGGGGACAUAAGGAGUGUGGGGAAGAAACUCUGCGAGGAGGGGGGAAGAGAGCCUGGAAGGGCUAAGAAACAAUGGCCUGUUAACAUAACAAUAUCUCCUCAUACUUGCUGAGUUUCAAGGCUGGCCAUGAGUUUUCAGUUUAGACCUACACACACACACACACACACACACACACACACACACCCCAUCAGGCUUCACCUGACUCUGCUCUGUGAUCUCAUCAGGCAGCGCUAGGCUCUUUGGGCAGCUUCCAAUUAUAAAUUAUAAAACCACAGUAAAACAUCAAACGUUAAAGACUUCCCAGUACAGGGCUGCCUGCAGAUGUCUUCUAAAAGUUGUAUAGUUAUUUAUCUCCUUGACAUCUCAUGAGACAGCAUUCUGCAGAUGGGAAGGCCCUCUGCUUGGUUCCCUGUAACCUCACUUCUCGGAACAAGGGAACCACCAGAAGGCCCUCGGAGCUGGACAUCAGUGUCCGGGCUGAACGAUGGGGGUGGAGACACUCCUUCAGGUAUACAGAGCCGAGGCCGUUUAGGGCUUUUAAAGUCAACACCAUCAGUUUGAAUUGUGGUCGAAAACUUACUGGGAGCCAGUGUAGGCCUUUCGGGACCGGUGUUAUAUGGUCCCAGAGGCUGUUCCCAGUCACCAGUCUAGCAGUCACGUUCUGGAUUAAUUGUAGUUUCUGAGUCGCCUUCAAAGGUAGACCCACGCAGAGCGCAUUGAAGUAGUCCAAGCGGGAGAUCGCCAGAACAUGUAUCACUCUGGUGAAACAGUGCACAAGCAGGUAGGGAUGUGGUUGAGGCCAGCAUCAGAGGUGGGCAUCAGGUUGCUCACAAGUCAAUCACCUGAAGUCAUCAUUGCCUCAGGUGAAGACUUUCCCAUGAAUUCAAGCCGGUUUGCAGAUGAGAAACGUUCCGUUGCACAGAACCCCUUCGCUUGUGAGCUCCCAAGCUGGGUUUGCUGUCUGCGCUGGUCAGCUGAUUGUUCCUGACAGCAAGCCCUGCCUUCAGCAGUGAUCAGCUCUACCAGGGAGUUCCUUGGCGGGGACUCCCUAGCACAGUUGAUCCCACGAGGGCUUGCUGUUAGCAAUAACAGCAAGCCCUGCAUGGCAGGGAAAGACCAGGAGCACAUGUUGCUCCUUUGCAGCUACACCUUUUCCUGUCCCACACCUAAUGUCCUAUGAUAUCAGGUGUGGGGCAGGUGGCUUAGAGAACACAGCCUGAUUCAGCCCAGGGGGCAGAGGUUCUCCAGGCCUGCGACACAGCACCAUCGUUCACAUGCCUUGCACUCACCCUCAGGGCAGUUGUGUAGAUUGGGCCCAAAGCAAGAGGGCAGUGAGAGACUGUCAGUGAGGAGGAGUGGGGGGCUUGAUCCAGGGGAGGACACCCACUGAGGACAUAUUGCCAAGGGCCCUCUGAAACCGGGAGCCGGCACUGAAGUUGACAACUCUGCUCUGGAUUGUUGGAUAGGCCUCACCAAGAUACAUAGAGAGCAGUCAAAUACAACAUUCCUAGAGUGGACAUAAAGGGGAUGUUUGCUCCAGCUAGUAGAAAACUUCAUGUUUCCUCCUGGGCUGGGACAGACUUCCUCUGCAUGUAACUAGAGGUGGGCAUGACCUUACCUGUGCAGGUAACAAAAGCACUAGGCACACAGUCCCCUCUCUCUCUUUGUCUCCAUUCAUUGGAGAAGCAACAGCUUUUUAGCUAGAAAUGUUCUGUUGGCUUUCAGCCAACAGAAGACAAAGAAAGGGACUAUCUCCAUAUGGGAUAGAUUCCACGUGUAUAUGCUUUGUAACCUAAAUCUGCCUUCAGGGAUCCAUCUGUGAACUGAAUGUGUGAGUAAACUUCUUUUAUACUUUUUACACAACAUUGUGUCAUGCCUAUUCUUUUUAAGGGGGAGAAAAUGGGAUGACCAGGAAUCCUAUAUUGAGAAGCUUAUGCGAGCUUGCAACCAGCUAACCACUGUGCAUGUUUAAAAGGGGAAUGCACUCUGCUAAGUAAAGGGACUUGCUAACGCAAGUUAGGAAGGAUAUUAUUAAACAAUAUAGCCUCUCCUGCCUCCCUGAACAUUCCCACACAGAGGUCGGGUGGGCCCGAGCAGUCCAAUCACUGUUGAUGCAGGAACCUCGUCACUCGGGUCUCGCUGAACGUUCUCAUUCCAUUCCUAUGCCGAAAGAGCUAUAACGUUAAUUAAAAGCUGGGGCCGCUUACAGAAACAGAAGCGACCCUCUCUUGAAACUUUGUUGGAGAAGCUUUCAAACAUAUGACCCUGACCUCUCUGCUCCUUUCCCCUCUCUCUGCAGCAACCAUUGAAGGUGCCCCACAGCUGAGCAUGCUGGGCCUCUUCAGGCACAUCCUCUCUCGAGAAGGGGUGCUGGGCCUCUACCGCGGCAUUGCCCCCAACUUCAUGAAGGUCAUUCCCGCCGUCAGCAUCAGCUACGUUGUGUAUGAGAACAUGAAGCAGGCUCUGGGGGUCACGUCCAGAUGAAGCGGAUGAAGCCUGCUUCCCCAAAGGGGCCAGGACCUGCCUCUCAAGAAGGACCGCUCCUCCCGACAGUGUGUCCUGAAGGCAGCAGUAGGUGGGGACGUACCUCCUCUGCUCUAGUGCCCUGUGGGGCAGGGAGUGGGCAGCUGGGCGGAGGAAGGCUGGAGAGUGCUGGAGUGAGCAGGCCCUUGUUCUCCUCAUCCCCAGAAAAGCAGAGUUCUUCCUCAGCCAGGAGGACCAAGGAGGCCUGUCCCACUUGCUUACAAAGGUGUCCCCCGUCCCACCGCCAGACACCAGAGGAUGGGAAGUGCCAUGGCCCUUCGGAGGUAGAUUUUCAUAGGUCUCCCAAGUGCUGGAGUCUCUGGGGACGGCCACUUCAAACGGGCUUUCUUCUGAGUCAAGGCUACUCGCCAGGAGCCUGCCGCUCUCGCUGCAUGUGUGUCGUCUUCUUCCCUGCCCACCCCCCCAGCAUGUUUCCUGUUCUGCGUAUUUCUGCCAGCCAUCCAGCAGGAAACCAACCCCACCGACGUUCAUUGCCAGUGACGUGUGGCCGGAUCUGGAAUGAGCAGCUAUGGUGUAAGCAAAAUGGGGAAGGUACUCUUCACCCCACUUCACCCACGGUGUCUCAGCACUGGAGAUGAUGCAUUCAGGGACAAUCUGCCAUACACUGGAGGUGUUAGAAAAUUCAGCGAUUGCAACCAGGCGUUUCCCAACCAGGCGUUGACACCCUGGAAUCUGGGGUUUGAGGAUACCCAAGGACACGUUCUUACUCCACCCCAGAUAUCCAGCUGCAAAAACUGAACCACGUUGAUCCCUCUUCCAUUCCUCUCUCUUCCACAUCCUGUGGGGGCGCUGGAGCACCAAGGAGCUGCAUUUCAGCCCAGCACUGCGUUAUCUUUACCUAUGUGGAAAGUGUCUGUAUAUUUUGCACGUUGACUUGUUUUUAACUUAUAAGACUGGUCUGCACUCUCUUCUCGACAUAGACAUCGGGAAAUGGAACUGAAAUGUCUUCCCAUCCCCAAACCUUCCCUUUCCCUUCUGAGGUGGUGGACAAUGGAGAAAGACAUUUCAAGGGCUAUUUGCUGUCGUCGUCAACACACAUUACCUGAGGUCUCUGGAUUUCUUGUGUGAACACAUUUCUGCUUGCUGGGAGAUGUUUGCGCUGGUCACAGCAGCACUGCGGCUUAAGAAGUGACACACACAAACACACACACACCCCAACAACAGCCCUUGAAUCCAUGCUCCCUGGUUUCCAUGGCCCUCUUCUGUCUUGCUUACCUCUACGUAUUGGCAAGUUGCAAAACAAAGGAGGUAGGAACUUAUUUUUCCUCUCCCCCCCCUCCCCCCGUGGGAUAUUGCUUUGAAAGAUGUAGAAGAGUCAGGAUGGCAGGUAGAAAGAUUGCCCAGAAAUACCUUCCUCCCCACCCACCACCCAGCAAUCAUAGUAAUAGUAAUAAAAAUAAAAACCUGUUUUCAAAAGAUUACCCGGAGCACUAUCUUCUAAUGUGUACAGUUCUGGGACAUUAGGGUUCCAAGCCUCUGCCGAAGGGAUCUGUACAGUGUAACCAGAGUCACACUAAAAACAAUUAACAGCAAAAAAAAAAAAAUCUGCGGCAAGAAAAGCUUUCAUCUUUGUUUUUCAUAGUCAUUUCUGCUUCUGCUAAUCACGGGCAAGAAGAUAUGAAGGGCACUAAAUUCCUCCCACCACCAGUACCAGCAGCUAUAUUCAGGAACCUCGCUGGCUGCUGAUAUUUCCUGCAAGCAUUGCUCCCAUGCUUUGCAACCAAAGGGCAGGACCAGGGAAGGCCGCCAAAUGUUAGAGACGGCACUUUUGUAACCACAAGAAGGCAACAAUAACUCAAGUUCCCUCAGAGUUUUAAUACAGUCGUACCUUGGAUCUCAAACGCCUUGGCUCCCGAACAAUUGAAACCCAGAAGUGAGUGUUCCAGUUUUCGAACGUUCUUUUGGAAGCCAAACCUCCGGCGGGGCUUCUGAUUGGUUGCAGGAGCUAUCUGCAGCCAAUCAGAAGCAGCGCUUUGGUUUCUGAACGUUUUGGAAGUCGAAUGGACUUCUGGAACAGAUUCGACUUCCAAGGUACGACUGUACUUGGGACACAGAUGUGGAUAGGAUGGUUGUUGUUUUAAUGGGAUCCUUUUUUGCUCAAAAAGGUGCACCUGUACUUUUCAUCAGCUUCCAAGACAAUAGGAAGUCAACAGUGGCAUCUACAGUAAGUUGAAGCUGUGGGACCUCAGACCCCAGACAAGCAGUAGCAAUGUUAAUGGCAGCAGAGAGGCUGUGCCCCAUAACACCCACACAACCUUUGGGAAGGUAUCUUCCUUGUAACUGCAGGUCAUAUUGUUCCCUCCUCCCUUUAGGCUCAAGGGUGAGAUUGUGAUUUCUGGACUACAGUGAAGCCUCUGUGAUUCCUUCAAAUGUGUCAGAUGUAGUGUUGAGCUGUGUCAGGGGUGGACCUUGGUAAUAUGGCGCCCUGUGUGAGGCCAAAAUUUGCUCUCCUCCCCGAGGCUUGUGCUGCCUUCCCAAAGCUGGGAAAGCACUAACCUGUUAGAACCCUCACACCUCCUUCCCAAAGCAAACACUUACUAGACUUUGGGAAGGAAGCAAGAAGGUGCCCCCUUGGCCCCUACACCCCGGCCAGGGGAACCAGUUGCGCUGUCCUAAAUCUGCCCCUGGCUUUGUCUGGGAAUUCAUUUGUCAGGAAAUCAGUCUCUUGGGUUGAUAUACAUGGCCGUAUUUAAUACUUUUUUAAAAAUGCAAAUACAGUGGUACCUUGGUUCUCAAACGUAAUCUGUUCCAGGAGCCUGUUUGAUUCCCAAAACGGUUCGAAAACCAAGGUGCGGCUUCCGGUUGGCUGCAUGAGCUUCCUGCACUCAAGCAGAAGCCACGUUGGACGUUUGGCUUCUGAAAAACAUUUUCAAACCGGAACGCUUACUUCCAGGUUUGCGGUGUUCAGGAGCCAAACCGUUCCGAGUACCAAGGUACUGUAUAACAAAAAGAGAAAAAUAAAAAUUGAGAAUUUCCGGCUGAUGUUAACAAUAAAAAUAUUUCAUCACUUCUAAUUUAAACAUAUAAAUUAAUAUAAGCAGUCUGUGUGUCCAAAUAGGUUUCUAAACAAGAUUGAUGAUUAUAAGCCAUGUGUUCAAAUGUAGAAAGAGCACUGCAUUUUAGUCAUGUUUAAUGCACAAGAAUGCACAAGAAUCUUGGGAACUGUAAUUUGUUGCGGGCGCUGGGAACUGUAGUUCUGCAAGGGGCAAACUACCAUUCCCAGGAUUUUUUUGGGGGGGGGAGCCAUGUGCUAUAUGGUGUGGGUGUGUGGUGUCUUGGGAGGGAACGGGGUCAUUGCUGCACAGGACCUCCAUGUUUCAAGGGGCAACAGAGUGUAGUGCAUGACAUUGGCUUGGGCCCCUCUUGUGUUGCACAGAUUUGGAAUCUCAGCCUUAAGGGCUCGUCCAGAUAGCAUUUGUGUCAGUGUGGAAGCCUCACCAGAAAGAGAUGCCAAAGAAAGAGGAGAUAAUUUGUGCGGUAGUCAGUACACUGUGCAGCUUGCACGACUCUCUGGUGGCUCACUGCACCUUCAAAUAGCUAAAGGGCUGUCACAUGGAAGAGGCAGCAAGCUUGUUUUCUGCUGCCCCAGAAGGCAGGACCCGUACUAAUGGAUUCAAGUUACAAGAAAGGCGAUUCCAACUAAACGUGAGGACAGAUGGGAGGAGACAGCGCUAUGUUUCUAGAAAAAGAGGUGCCAGAACUCACCAUGAAUACCUCCCUCGUUCUCUUAGAAUGACACCCACCUGAGAGGUGCUGGAACAGAGUUCCGGCUGAAAAAAAAAAAAAAAGCCCUGGCAAGAGGUUUUCAGCAGUGGAAUGGACUGUCUAGGAUGGUGGCUUAUUUGACUGGAGAUAUGGGUAGCUAUCUUUCAGGGAUUCUUUAGUUGUGAUUACUUCAUUGAAGGUGGGUUCGAUGAGAUGACCUUUGCCUUUCUUCCAGCUCUAUGAUUCUGUGUUGCCUGAUGGGCAUGGUGAACCUAUUCCAAGUUAGAUGGGGGUUAUGAUCCCUUUAAAGAGCUUUGAGGAAGACAUUAGUUCCACAUUUGUAGCUUCUCCGAUUGCAGUGAAGGAAAAAGUAGUUGCUGAAUACCAGCUCUCUCUUUCAGAGCAUUUAACAGGAGACCUUACCUAUAAGAAAUGAAGAGCAAUUAUAAAUACCUGCCAGUAUUCCUAUCCGGUUGUGUUCCUGGGCUGACAGUACAAAAAUCCAGAAGAGAUAGAGAGAUGGGGAACCCACUGUACAGAACUGAGGCAAUGCUAGAAAGACGUUUAAGAUUGUUUUCAGUGGAAACUUAUGAUUUAAGGUUAAUGGCACUUUGAUUUUAGUAGCAAAAGGGGGAGAGCAGGAGUUAAGAAACAGCCAAGACUUGGGAGCUUACAGGGAUGAAGUGAAACUAAAAGUACCGGUAUUCCUUGAGCCUGGCUGGUAACUCAUGCUUGGGGCAACUCGCCCUUCUCCUGCUUGCAACACUGGGGAAACCAGGUAGGAUUACUCAGUUGCAGCCUUGAGGUCCCCACCCUCCUGUCAACAAAUUGGGAGAAAAGGCAGAGGCCGUUUCUGCUGCCCAUUCCCAUGUUAUGCUCCUUCCUCUGCUCUAGCAAGUGAGAUCCCCAGAUGUGCUGCCCAGAAGGUGGGUGAAUAAAAACACCGGGAGAAAAUGAGUGGGAUAAGCUGUCACUGCCUUAUCUCCUUUGUCAGCUGCACAUUUAAAGGUGUUUUAGGGGAAAUAUUUGAGAUGUAGACUAGCAACCCUAGUGAGAGGGUUAAUUUGGUAUGUGACCUAAAGCAUGGGGUAGAUGUAAGUAAAAGUUUGGAGAAUCUAACUGUGGGGCAAAGGACCUGUUAGCCUUCAGAUCCCCUCCUGCCAUUGAGUCUGCAAAACAGCUGUAUAUCCUGUUAUCCAGUUGUGGCCCUGGGCUUCCUGAUGCAUGACUCUUUGAGCAUUGAAAAGGUGUAAAUAUCAAAUGAUCCCUGACUAAAAUUUUCUACAGAGAAACCAGCUACCUCUUGUUACUUUCUCCCAGGAAAACAAGUGUGGCGGCUGGAUUCUAACAUAGAAUCCACUUUUUAGGGACAGAGCAAAGUGGAAAGUCCUACCCACAGCUUUUGCAUUCAUCUUGCACUCUUUCUUUAUAAAUGUUGCCUGAAUCUGACUCCAGCAAGGCUACUUCCAUACAUCUGUUGCUGCUGCGUUUUGUGUUGGUAUUUCAAAGGGAAAAAAGAACACACACUAAUAAAUUUUCUAAACUUUC
Molecule: messenger RNA, 46411 nt
Organism: Podarcis lilfordi (Lilford's wall lizard)
Lineage: Eukaryota; Metazoa; Chordata; Lepidosauria; Squamata; Lacertidae
Source: the annotation of a GenBank genome assembly